AUGGGGUCCAGUACGUCUACCCUCAGGUCAGUUGACUCAGCAAGUAUAUCGUUUAUUUAGUAAUGGCAUUUUGGCACUGCUAUCAUGUUCCCCAUGUAGUCCCUACAACAAUCAUAUGUUAUGCUGGAGGUUGCUGUUGAUGUCAGUAUGGCCAUAUUUAAUUAAAUUCCACUCAGAAUUACAUUACCUCCCAGUACCACUGGAACUACAUUGGGCCUCUCUCAACCUCUUAUGCAUAGUCCUCACACAAAGCCAUCUAUGGGCCUUUGGUAACAUAAUUCAGGUAACCUUAGGGGACAAAUACGUUUUAUUUGCAUCCCCUCAUUUGGGCACCAAGUUCAAAUAUUAGCUGGAUAGGAAUGUAUGCAUAAACUGCAGCUAUCUCAAAGCUUUCUACCUGUAAAUCAACAAGUCUUAUAUAGUAUUAUACUUCUGCUAUAUCUGGCACUGUCCACAUACGGCCACACAGUAGCUAUCCUCACGACCCUAUCUACACGGCCUACUUCUGGCCAAAUGCACAGAAGGUCAUAAUUCCCUUACCUCUCAGUGUACUAUUUGAGUCUUGCAUAUUGUCAAUUUAUGACAUAUGCUACAUGCCACAUACAUUAUGAUUCGUCCUGAGUUAUCAUGGGGGUCAUAUAAGUUUCCUGGGGUCAUCCUUAGUAGCCAGCCGCCAUUGGACUUACAUAGUCAAUUCCAGACUGGACUAUUCCCACAUCACCGCUGCAUAUUAGACCACCUCACACACAUCAUAUUAUACUGUCCUUCCCGCUUUCCUGGCUUUUCGACUGCUCGGGCAACCAGGUGCAAGUUACCACAUUAGCCGUGCACGAGCAAUGCCUAUCGUAUGGCCUUACCCAGCAUCUAGGCUUUUAAAUAAUUCCAGCUUACAAGGGCAACCAUGACCGUAGCAUACCACGGCCAAGUUUAUUGACAACCACACUCUUCAGACGUAGAAAACGACCCACCAAAGUGCUAUCUAGUAUAGCAUACUGGCAGACCCUCAUUUGGGCUAGGACAUACUGCAUAGGAGUUACAAUUUUGACAUAAGUUUGCAAUUUUGUCUCAAUCUACCACAGCAGGCCUCUACACGUGGCCCUCACUAGGCCAUCACUCUCACGUUACGUACGACCCACUGCGAGCAAUCCACUAUGAUGCAAUUCUCACCCACAGGGGGCAAUUGCAUACGACCAUGAUCACGUUAGACCAUGCAAGUCCUCCCUAUACGGCCCUUUCUCUGCAUUUACAACCACAGUCACAGACACUUACUUGAUCUCCAAUAUUAGUUACCGCUGGCAAACUAGUAAUGUCCGGCAUACUUCAUACAUAUUUCAGGUUCUUCUAGCGGAAGGAUGCCCAGCUGGAACUCACCAGGCACAAUAUAUUUAGGUUUCUCUUCCCUAUAUAUAUAUAUGUCUUUAAACUAUGGUCAUCUACAUAUGUAAUCACCCCAAUGCAGCGGCUGACACAGGGCUUGUGUGACAUGUCAUGAUUCCCUUUUAUUCCAGAAGUUGGUCCUUCAGGGGUUAAAGAACUCUGCACGCGUACUCAUUAUAGCUGCAGCAGCUACAUGGGGUCAUUUAUGGGCAAGCAGACCGGUUCGAGGUCUCUGAUAAUUUGUCAAUUGGCCACGGCAUAAACAAGGUUGGUCUUGUAUCCCUUAUUAUGAAUUCAUCAGACGACUAACGUAGGGGAAGCCUGUCACCAAUUUUAUCUGGUAUGUUACCACAUACCAGGCAUUUACACUACAGCUACUGACCAGUUAUCUAGUCAUCAGGUUCAGGCGUUCAGGAGGUCCCUAACAACUACCUCACCGAUAGCCACGAUUACUCCCCAGCUCCAAUCAUACCUAUGGAAUAGAAGAGUUGCUAAGUCACAGCAGGAAUUCACACAGUUGGCCCUCAAAGAAUACGCACACUGCUAUGACAGAGCUUACUGCAUAUAUCGAAGUUCAUGUCAGAUCACCACCUUAAAAACUGGUUCAAGAAUAAAAGUUGGGGGCUUUCGCCACUUUUUCCACAUCAAAAUAAAAUGUCACACACUAUUAAGUUAUAUAUCCCGGACAUGCAACACCAUCACAAUUUACCAUCACAGGGCAACACGAUUCCAAGCUUUGCCUACGAUAUUCUAACCUGUACAAAUACAGGGUCACUACGUAUUAACUUACCAUCAACUAAGACCAGCCAGAGGGGUCACGAGGUACUGAUUCAGUACUAUCCCUCCAACAACGCAUACCUCAGCCGACACAGGAAUUAAGGAAUGCAUUUGUGAUAUGUCAUAGUAAGACGCUAACUCCAUGUCUUGUGUUUUCGUAAUAAACAUCUUCGAUUACACUAUAUGGGUAUUCCUUUUGUCCACCUUUUUACAGGCCUACCACACACAUGUCGGUUUCGGCACACCUCUACCGACUUUUUUUUUAUUAUUGGGAUAAGUAUACUCACUAGCUAUUUCAUACUAUACUGAAAUGGCCCAGACUACAAAUAAUAAUGUAUAUACUCGUCUCUGGGUUAGUAUUCCAACCCACAUCCUUGCUGUGAGACUUCAUUCUUUAUCACUUGUCUUGUUUACAUAACGCAUUCCUUAGCUCAGGCUUGAAUAGAUAGAGCUACAGAAAGAAAGAAAUUCUGUGUCUGUUUUGCCUGAAAUACAAAAUGGAGUCAGCUCUGUUCUGAGUGACUCUGGCAAUAUACAAUUUUAAUUUCUGUCUUAAUACAAAAUAUCUGCCGAUAUAAAUAUACUGACAAGGGAGAGGAGACAACCGGUCUCUCUCCCAAGUGGCAGGGCAAGUUAUUGGUAGUGGAGACGGUUGGUCUCCCUCCCCAGCGGCAGUGUGCAACACAGGGAGUAGAGACAGUCGGUCCCCCUCCUCAGCGGCAGCCAGAUAUACCUGAAGGGGUGACAGCUAGUCCCUUGCCCCAACUACAGAGGGACAGCUAUCUGCACCAAACCUACAGGGAUGCUGGACCAAACCUACAGGGAUGCUGGACGGCCAGUCCAGAUCCCCAACCAACCCCGCAGAAAUGCCAGGAGGAGGUAGGCGAUCCCUCCCCUCCUCAGCGGAGCCUCAACCAGGUCCUGGGGGUAGUAUUCACUGAUCCCAUCCAAGCAGAAGAGCUGGCAUCAGGGCAGAGCGACGCUGGCCUCUGCCCUACCUGCCCCCUUGUUACAGGACUAUGUACCAGCCAACCUAGUGGAAGAGCUGGCAUCUGGCCAGAGAGCAGCUGGCCCCUCUUUCCCUUCGUUCCGGGCCUGAAUACCCGCAGGCCACUCCAGCAGAAGUGCUGGCAACAGGGAAGAGCGCAGUUGGCCUCUGCCCUUCCCCUUGUCCCCAACUGCAAACCGAAAUGCAACCGAGAGACCAGGAGUAUCAGACACCCCCUUUGCAGCACGGGACAGACAGGAUAAAGCUGGACACCUGAGAGCUACAGAUCAAGUACUUGGUUGUGGGUGGGUUGCUCGACUAACUCAGGUAUUGACCAACAGGAGGUCAGGUACCUCGUUAGUCUCCCUUUGGGAGGGAAGAUAUGUGACGAAAGUAACCUCGUCACUGGCUUUUGGAGGGGCCUGUUUGCCAGCCUCCUACCCUGUGAUUAUGGCCCUGUGACAAGCUGAACCUCGUCAAGGGUUCUUGGAGGGCCUGUUAGCCAGCCUAUUGCCUCAGGACUAUGGGCCCUACAAUAUACCUUGCCAAAUGAACUUUAAAAGGCUCUGUUCAUGUGAAGUAUGUACUUUUGUACUCCAGACAGAGAGACCAACCGUUAGCCCUAAUUCUCUGGAACUGUUUUGGGCAUGGGACCAUGUGGACAGUGGGUCAAAAAGAGACUUCCAGGAAUUUUCUGAACCCCUGCUCUGAUCUGGGUGAUUUUUUGGAUAUGUUGUUCACCCAGAUCAGGGCUAUCAGUGUCACGACACUACUUAGUUGAUUUGCCCUUGUGCAGUACUCACACUCACCACUGUUUCUGUUUGGCACUGUUUCUGAUUUAUUUUCAUUAAGCACUUCACCUGGUCCUUGUUUAGCACCUAUUUAGUUUGGUUUCUCCCCUCACUCCUUGCCAGAUCAUUACCUUUUGUUUCCUGUUUCCCUGGUCUCCUGUGUUCCUGGCUCCUGCAUACUGUGACUUGGUCUUCAUCCUGUGUCCUCCUGAUCCUGCGUUACUGUGUUCUCCUGGUCCUUCGUUGCUGUGUCCUCCGAUCCAGUGCUCUGGCUCCGUGGUCUCUGAUUUACUACCAGCGAUCCUGUCCCUGCAGCCUUGCUGAUUUAUUCGUUCUUGUUGUCACUACAUUAGUCUUGUGACUUUGGAUCUGUGCCCUACCUGAUACCCGUGGUAGCUGCACAAUCCUACCCUAAUACCAACGGACUGUUACAGUAUUUGUUGCCUGCACGAUUCGGCGUUAUUUUGAUUUAUAGUGUAUAUAUUUUGUGGCCUUGUCUGUGUAUGUAUAUAUUUUUGUUUUACUUUCCGCUUUGGUUCCCUGUAAAUAUAUAUUUCUUGAUUUAACCUAUUUCAUUUGUGUCUUGGCAUUUAUUUCUUUGCUAUAGUGGUUCCCACAUUUAAAGGGACAGUGCUGUUGCAGGGCAGCACCCCUUCAUGUCAUUACAAUCAGGGCUAUAUGUGACUAUAUGGGGAUAUGCUUUAUUAGACUUUAUAUGCGUGUUUUUUCUGCCUGGGGAUAAUUAAGUUAAUGUAUUAUCUGCCUUAAUUAUAUCACAGGCAGAGUGGAGGGAAUUGUGUACUUUAUGUGGGAGUGUCAUUCAUUGUUACAUUGUUUGUUUCUAUUGGCUUGUACACUUUGUGUCCCUGUGCCCAACAAGGUCCACCUGGGCGUCAACCUAGUUGGAAAACUUGCAUAAAAGGCCAGUUUUGGCUUCCAUUAAACAGACUUGUUCUACCCUUCAUAAAGUUUAGAAUCAUGUUUGGGGAUUGAGGAACUACAUACACUCUGGGGAUUGCUAUAAUCACUAUACUCCCCUGAGUAUAAUCACUAAGCUCUUGUAAGAGCUGUUCCUACUACGCUCUCUGGACUAAGAGAGGCCUACCCACUGGAAUUCUGGUCUUGAGUCCAAGUUGGGUGGAGGACGGCGAGACCCCAACCAGCUGCGGCGGUUCGUGGGGUUUACGGUGGUUAUGGUGUUCCAGUGCAGUGCUGAUGCUACUCGCAAGUACUAGGAAGCAGUGAUUGACAGAGGUACCCGGUUGGGGUGCUAGGCAGUCCAUCACAAGGGGGAAUACACAAACAACUGGGGUUCUGUCACACACCUGUAACCCAACUCUAGCACAAAAUGCAAAAAUUCUAAAGUUGCAUACUACAACUUUAACCCCUGUCAAGCUGUUAAUCUUCUUAAUAGUUAACACCUGUAGUGUUACAAACGUGUUUAAACUCUAACAUUAUCCCCUCUCUAACCUUAAAGGAACACUAUGGCGCUAGGAAUACAACUAGAUUCCAUCUUCCUACUCCUUUCUAUUCAAUAUGACAUUGUCUUUUAUGUUACAUAUUUAUUGCACUUUGUUUAUUUUGCUGUUGUUAUAUAUAGAAUAUUACACAAUGUACAAUGCUUUACUAAGUACACCAGAAGCAGUGUGUAUAUUGUACCUUGCAUAAUAUCAUCGUAUCGACCAUAUAAUUAAAGACAAGAUGACAUAAACUAAUCUUUAGAGGGUGAAAAGUUGGAAUUCUGGGGCGGCGUGGCCUGAGUGCCUUGCUGAUUAGUUGCAUCUUUGUUAAAAAGAUGUUUUCUGACCAUUUAUACGACUUUAUACCUGAGACAAUGGCCACUCAAGCUACAGGGGAUACCCUCUCUACCUGCAGACUCAUUGAUAGACAUUUCCAAAUAUUUUGAGCAGCCUCUGCCAGGAGGCUCUGGAGGCCUUCCUUGGGUCUGACUGAAAAUCUGUAUGUGGGAGAAGUGGAGAAUCUCUCCGCUCACAUUUGCCCUGAAGUCAGAAGAUGCAGCAUGGUAGGGUUUAUCCCAGCAUGCUGCACUCAGUUCUAAUAAGUUACCACUGGUAACCCCGAAGCAUUAUCAACAUCUGAGUGAUGCAUUGUCUUCUGUACAGGCCAUCCUAAGAUGACAGAUGCCACAUGUUCCUUCCAUCCCAGUGGCCUGCCACAUAAUGUUAUGUCUCAAUUGGGCAAACUGUUUGACUCAUUUUGCCUGAUAUUAAGCGGACAGCUGUCAAAGACAAAAGAGCUGUAUCAUACCCUUCCUCAGAGACUACAGCAGCGUGUCCCUCACUCAUCGGAUGGUCUAGCCCACACAAUGACCAUAGCUACUCUACUCACUUGAUCAUGGACACCUGGAAAUGCUCCCAAACUGGUUAUUUUUUUCAAUCCAAUUUUCCAGGAUGUCCAAAGCCUAUUGCCACAUACUCAGGCUGAGAGCCUUCGGAAUGAAACCUUGGAUAUGGCCCAAAUCCUUGAAGGGUCUACAACCGUCAAUAUCAAGUGAAAGCUCCCUUCCAAGAUACCGAUCACAGGCACCAGGAGCAGUCAGAUCAGUUGAGGGCUGAUGCUGGUGGAGCCAAAUAAAAAACCAUACUUGUCCCCUCUUCUGGCAUCAUCCCUGCUGACCUUAAACAUGCCACUGUAGUACCUAUACUAAAAAAACCAUCCCUCGACCCGUCCACCCCCUCUAACUACCGUCCCAUAUCCCUGCUCCCUUUUUCCUCAAAGCUUCUGGAAAGACUUGUCUUUACCCGUGUGUCUCAUUUCCUCAAUUCCAACUCUCUCCUUGACCCCCUUCAAUCUGGCUUCCGCCCUCUCCACUCUACAGAGACUGCCCUUAUCAAAGUUACUAACGACCUAAUCGCAGCUAAAUCCAAAGGCCACUACUCCAUACUAAUUCUUCUUGACCUCUCAGCGGCCUUUGACACCUUUGAUCAUGCUCUCCUUCUUCAAACUCUGCAAUCGCUUGGUCUCUGUGACUCUGUCCUCUCGUGGUUUUCCUCUUAUCUCUCCCAACGCUCAUUCACUCAUUCAGUGUCUCUUUUUCUAAGUAUACCUCCUCCCCUUGCCCUGUCUCAGUUGGAGUCCCCCAAGGCUCCGUCCUUGGUCUCCUUCUAUUUUCUAUUUAUACUGCCUCUCUUGGCAAACUUAUUACCUCAUUUGGAUUCCACUACCACCUGUACGCUGAUGACACCCAGCUAUAUCUCUCCUACCCGGACCUCUCCCCUGCUGUCCUGCAACGUGUCACUGCUUGCCUUUCUUCCAUCUCUGACUAGAUGUCCUCCCGCUUUCUGAAACUCAAUCUCUCAAAAACUGAGCUCCUUGUCUUUCCUCCUCCUAAUACUGAUCCUCCUCUUUCACUCUCCCUUCAAGUUUGUGGUACCCACAUCAGCCCAUCCUUGCAAGCGCGCUGUCUUGGCGUCAUACUUGACUCUGGUCUCACCUUUGAGCCUCACAUCCAGCAUGUUGCCAAAUCCUGUAGAUUCCAUCUUAAAAACAUAGCCCGCAUCCGCCCCUUUCUCGCACCAGAUACUACCAAGGAGCUUGUCCAUGCUCUAAUAAUUUUCCGCAUGGAUUAUUGUAACCCUCUCCUGCUUGGUCUUCCCAAAAGCCGUACUGCACCCCUACAGUCUGUAAUGAAUGCUGCUGCUAGACUGAUUUUCCUCUCUAGUCGGUUCUCUCACACCGCACCCCUCUGCCAGUCCUUAAAUUGGCUUCCUGUGUGCUAUAGGAGUCAAUUCAAGGCACUAACUCACACCUAUAAAGCACUGAACAACUCUAACCCCUCUUAUAUCUCCUCACAGAUCCAUAGGUAUGUCCCUUCUCGGUCUCUCCGCUCUGCCUGUGACCACCUCCUGUCCGUUGUCCGCACCUGUACGGCCAACUCGCGCUUGCAGGACUUCUCGCGGGCGGCUCCCUUCCUAUGGAAUAGCCUGCCUCCCGCCAUCAGACUCUCCCCUAGUCUUGCAUCUUUUAAGAAGUGCCUUAAAACCCAUCUCUUUAGGAAAGCUUAUGGUCUCCAAGACUAACCCCUACCUCACAUACCACAGAAGAAAAUCCCAACGCCCCAAAAAAGAAUCCAUCUUCACCAAGCGAGGGCACUGCACAGACUGAGCUCCACAGGGCAGUGAAAAGGCUUAUAAAGCCUUCCCACGCCCUGCAAUUUGUCUCAGAGCGCUCUGAUUGGUUGAUUCCAAGCCAACCAAUCAGAGUGCUCUGACAGGUAAAUGAAGAGACUGCCAGGUAAGUCUCUACAUUUACCUGUCACAUCGCUCUGAUUAGUUGGCUUGGAAUCCAACCAAUCAAAGUGCUCUGUGUCAUUUUACACAGCGUGGGAAAAUUAGGCUUAAUGGGGGGGUGUAGGGGAGAUCGGAAUUAAUAUUAUAUAUUACAAGGAGGGAGGUGGUAGCGCUGCCGACUCCCUCCUUGCUUAAUCUGACGAAAACAAAUCAUUUUGUUUACUGAAUUUCAUCCGAAAACGAAUGGUUUACGGACGAAAUUCAGAAUGGACUAAUGAAAUUUUUAUUUAGUACGAAUUCAUUCGUACGAAACGAAAAUUUCACUGGUGCACAUUUCUAUUAAUGUUUAUUGACACAGGGACUUUCUCUUUGUUAUUGCUGAUAAUGUUGUAAGGCUGAAUAGUAUCUAAAUAAAAAAAAAGAUUGCAAAAAAGAAGUUGUAAUUUAUUUUGAAUUUCUGACAAUUCACAUAGAAACAUAAAAACAUAGAAUGUGACAGCAGAUAAGAACCAUUCGGCCCAUCUAGUCUGCCCAAUUUUCUAAAUUCUUUCAUUAGUCCCUGGCAUUAUCUUAUAGUUUGGAUAGCAUUAUGCCUAUCCCAUGCAUCCUUAAACUCCUUUACUGUGUUAACCUCUACCACUUCAGCUGGAAGGCUAUUCCAUGCAUCCACUACCCUCUCAGUAAAGUAAUACUUCCUGAUAUUAUUUUUAAACCUUUGUCCCUCUAAUUUAAGACUAUGUCCAAUUGUUGUGGUAGUUUUUCUUCUUUUAAAUAUAGUUUCCUUCUUUACUGUGUUUGGUUUUAGGCCUCGCCAGGAAUAUGUCUCCUAUUCAACGUGUGCCGUCGUCCGAGGAUGCUUUCAGCUUUUUUGAUCGUUUCCCCAUAUUGUUGUGCAGGGGGAUGCUUAGUUUUCAACAGUGCACCGUCUAUUUUAUAGUCGUUUGCUAGGUUUUUGCCGCUUUCAGCUCGGAGCUCAGCCGACAUGCGACUUCUCUCCAUGAAGGUCAGGCCCCGCCCCCAGGCGUCUGGUUUUUCAGUCGUAAUUUUAGAAUUGGCACAUCCUAACCUUAAUUUCACCCUUUCUUACAAUGCAACUUUGUAAGGUUCUGGUUUUUUUGGGGUGUUUUUUUUUCUAGAAAGUAAAAUUAAUUAUUUAGUGUUAUCUGCCAUUAGUGUCUGUUUCUCUUGUAUGAAACUGUGUAGUUAGUAUUAUUUAUAUAUGUCUAUUACACAUAUUCCACUAACGUUAGUAAAUAACAUGACAUUUCUUGAUUUAUUAUAUCCAUGAAUAUUCUAUAUUAUUAACUUAGUACUAUUUAUAUAUGAUUAAUAUAAUAUAGUAAGUUGUAUGUGGAUAUUGUGUAUAUAUAUUUGUCUCUGGGUUGUUGCAUUCAACCCCCCUUUUGCUGUUAGACAUCAUGCCUUAUAGAUUUUAUUUCUAAUGUUUAUGUAAGUCGCAUUCCUUAGCUCAGACCUGAAUGAAUAGAGUUACAGAAAGAGAAAUUUGUGUCUGUCUUAGCCUUGUAAUACAAAAUGGAGUCACCUCUGUUCUGAUGGUGACUUACAGUAUAUACUUUUAAUUUCUAUCUUAACACAAUGUCUGCCAGUAUAAAUACUGUAUACAGACAAGAGGCCUGCAAGAUGUCCCAUCGCUUGAACCCUAUGUCUUAACAAUUGGCAAUUGUAAUAUUUGUUAUCCAUGUAGUAGUCAUUUAUUUCCCUUUUAAACUUUUCUAUUCAAUGUUUCAGAUUGAUUUUUAGAGAAGGUGAUUUUGAUUUCCUCUGUACAUUUCCUGAAUGAAUCAGACAUUUCUAUAUUCUUUAUAAUAUCCAUAGUAAUAUCCACUGUAAUUCCAGUCUCUUGCCUAAGGACCUCCAACCCCUCCUCAAUGCCUUCUAUGGAUAGUGCUAUAAGAGCCAAUCUGCACUUACUAAGGAUAUCCCUUUUAAACUUUCUGUUAGAAUAAGGGAACAUAAAAGUACAAUACAAACAAACAAAAUGCAAUAUCCAGUGACUAGGCAUUUUGCCCAACAUAGACACUUGAUGUCACAACUCAAAUUUCAAACUAUUCAGGAAAUUGGGAAGGCACAUGCAGGAUGAUCCUUGGUAAACAUCAUGAAAUAAAAAUAACUAUUUUAGAUGUACAAGUUAAAUUUGCUGUUUACAUCUUAAAGGGACACUAUAAUCACCAAAACAACUUUAGCUUAAUGGAGCAGUUUUUGUGAAUAGAUCAUGCCCCUGCAGUCUCACUGCUCAAUUCUCUGUCAUUUAGGAGUUAAAUCCAUCUGGACCUGAGCAUUUUCCCGGUAUAGUGUGUUUGAGGGCUAAGGCUAGUUCAUACUCCAUCUGAGGUUUGUGAAGAAGUUGUGUUACCUUAUCAGAGAGGUGUGCCUAUACAUUUCUGCGCAAAUUGUCCCAAACCUUGGAAAGGUGGGAGUUCCUUCCCAUCUGUGUCAUUGGAUCUGUUGGAAAAUACAAUUUGGAAUAGUAGCUAUGGAGCGUCUGUAAUCUUAUCAGGCAUGUAAUGAAAUUGGUUUCAGUCUGUGUGUAUUUUAGGGAUAUAUGUAGCUACUCUCUUAUUGUUUAUCAUGCGGGCAAACAAAGAUCCAAAAUUGUUUGGCAUUGGAGUAGAAAAAUGUCUUCUUUUGCAGAGUAACAGUGUGAUAUGAUGCAUUCAGAAGCUUAGAUAGGUCUCUGUGAGCAGUCAUGAGUGCACUUAAAUGCCCCAGGUUAUAUGAGCUUUUAUGCAGUUUCUUGAGUUUUCCUAUCUCCUGAAGCCUGAAGGAGUUGUGUGAAUUGGGCUUUUUUUUAAAAGUUACUAAACUCUGCCUGCAUGGAAUUAAAAUAGCUGAUGGAAAUUGUUCUCAUCACUCCAAUUUGGAACUGUUCUUGUUUUCCAUAUGCACUGGUGGAGGCUGUUCCAUAAGCCUCCACGAGUGCAAUCUAAAUUACUGCAGUUCAUAUAUGCAAACUCAGGAUUAUUAGAAAAGCAUUCUUUUGUUGACCCGGCCUCCUACAAUGGGGACAUGAUUUCUGAUAAGAAUUAAACUCCAUCCACAAAGAGGCGACAUUAAACUCUAUUCCGAGACUUUUAAAAAUAAUGCUGCGCCGGAAUUAGGAAGCCACACAGCUGUGCAGAUUGAAGAUUGAUGCAGCCGGUAUAUAUACAAAAAGAUAAUUUAUGCUGGCACUCAAUCACAUAGGUGGUGCUGGUAUUCGAGGUUAUCCCUAAAAAAGCCCCAUAAAUAUCAUACAAAAAAUAUAUAUGAAUACCGCACUCAAUGUUGUAAAAUAAUCAACCGUAGAUAAAGAAGUACUGUAAUUGAAUUUAUUAUUUUCAAUUCUUUGAUGUCUAGGUAUAUAACUUAAUAUGUGAGAUUAUAAUUUAAUCAAUGAAUAUAUUACAUCAUAUAGUCAAUCGCUAUUUACAAAAAUAACCUCCAUAGGUGUUAUAUAGAUAAAUAAUUGAUAUAUAAACACAGUUGUGAGGAUUCCUGUUUGCAAAUCUAAGGAAAACCUAUCCAUAUGGAUAAUAGUUGAAUCUGUGGUGUUCUAUGUACAUAGAAAAAAGAAGAAAAAAUAAAAAAUGAAAAAUUGAAUAAAAAAUGAAAAAAUGAAAGAAAUAUGAAAAAUAAUGAAAAAUUGAAAAAAUAUAAAAAUAAAAAGUGUACAGAGUUGGGGGCCUUCGAAGGGACGUGGAUGUCCCGAGCGCGCAGCCCAUGUACUGUGACGACACUUUCAUUGCGGACAACUCCGAUUUGAUACACAGCAGCAACAACUUUGAGGGAGACAUAUGAGGACCACAUCUGACACCUUUAUUGAGUCCUUUUUUCAGCGUACAGCAGGAAUUCAGCAGUUUAAAAUCCUCCAAUAGACACUUCACAGAUUCUUCAUUUUUUCCAGUUGCUACUAAGGCUACAAUCCAUCUGGAUAUUCAACUUGGUGAGAUCCACCUAUUUAUUAUAUAAAGUGCACUAUUCUCUGGACUAUUGUACAUCAGGACAUUUACUAUCUGUACGCUUUUUAUUUUUAAUUUUUUUCUCUUUUAUAUUUUUUCAAUUUUUCAUUAUUUUUCAUAUUUCUUUCAUUUUUUCAUUUUUUAUUCAUUUUUUCUUUUUUCUUUUUUCUAUGUACAUAGAACACCACAGAUUCAACUAUUAUCCAUAUGGAUAGGUUUUCCUUAGAUUUGCAGCCGGUAUAUAUUCCAACCGGGGAGAAGGCAUUUCAGCACUGAGGAAGACUCCAGUAGGAGUUGAAACGUGUCUGCUGUUUGCUUUAUGCUUUAUUUAUGUUUGACUUUGGGACUUUCUUAUUUUAUUGCGGUGUCCCCGGGCUAAUGCCUUAUAUACUUAUCGCUGUUUAAUUGUCCCUUUUUACACUUUAAUUAAUACAUUUAUGUUGUAUUUUAAUCCAACAUUGUGCUGUUCUCAUUCAAGGAUGUCGAUUUAGCCUUCUUAGGCACCCUCAAGCCUACUAUAUAGAGCCUGGGAUGGCUCUACAUCCUGUAAGUUAUAUCCUAUAUAGGGGCUCAUUUUUAUGUGUACCGUCUACACUAUGUAUUGUACUUUUUUCUUUUAGAUUGUUCCAGUUUAAAAACAUCUAUUUUAUUCUGCUGUUUGGUGUAGUAUUUUUAUCUAUUGUAUUAUUAAAAAUGAUAUCCCUGAAUAUUAUGUUUUUGCCUAUAUCAAGAUUUAUAAUGUAUAAAUAUAUUAAAUAGAAGUGGACUCAGAACAGAACCCUGAGAUACACACAUUACCACUUGGGUCUGGCUUGAAAAAUUAUCAUUAAUGAUGACUGUACUCUGUUCUAUAUCUUUAAGCCCAUGUUCUACCCAAGAACAAGAAUUUUCAUUUAGAUCAUAUUCUUUUAAUUUAAACACUAACCUUUUGUGUAGAACCAUUUUGAACACCUUGGCAAAAUCCAAAUGCAUCACAAUCACUGCAACACCCUGUUCUAUAUUUUUACUUACUUCUUCAUAGAAUGCAAUUAAGUUAGUUUUGUAUGAUCUAUGUUUCAUAAAAUCUUGCUGAUUUUUGCUAUUGUCAUUGUUCUUCACAAUGAAUUCCUGAAUAUUUUCCCAUAAUAACCUUUCCAACACUUUCCCAACCACAGAAGCUAAGCUCACAGGUCUAUGAUUUCCAGGCAUAGAUUUUGAACUAAUUUUGAAUAUAGGAAUCACAUCUGUCUUUCUGCAAUCCUCUGGUACAAUUCUUGAAAUAAAAGUAUCCUGAAAGGUCAAAAUGAUCUUUGGAAUUCAAAAGGCGGGCCGCACACAGGGCUCACCAUAUUCGCGCUUGUGUUGCCCACACAGGAAUUUCGUAUGUCUGUGCCAGUCAGGUGUGUGGUCCCACAAUGGGAUUAUUACCACAUUUAGCUCCUUAAUUACUCACGGAUCUGUGUUAACAUUAAAGGGACACUCCAGGCACCAAAGCAACUUCUAAAUAAAGUUGUAAUGAUUCCAGGAGGUCCCUGAAGGCACUCUUACAUCAAUAGGUUAAACCAUUCCCACAUUGUUUAACCCCUAAGUUGCCUUUAAUGGCCAUGUCCACUCCUCCACUAGUCAUCCGGCUUUUGAAUUUUCAGAUUCAGGAAGCACGGAUUGCCGCCAGGCAGGGGUGACACAGAUUGACUGAGUGGAGAGCUGCCGCUUUUAGCCAAUAAGUUACUCCCCAUUCACUGAACUGGCUUGAGAAAAGUAUGUUUCUUUCUGAACCUGUUUAGUGAAUGGAAGUCACUGAGAGCGUAAGACUUACCAUAUCAGACUUAACAGUAGUUUAGGAGAUAUUCACUGAUAACUUCAGUUUUACAUGAUAAAGGGGUAUCCAAUAAGUGGGGUCCAAAAUGAGGCUUUACAUCCACACACAUUGGUGAGCAAUACAACUUACUGUCUAAAGAGGACCUGAUGGCUUCUUCCAGAUGCUUGGUUUGUAUACUUCAAGUGAAGAGCAUGAGUCACCUGCUGUCUUUCCUAGCAAAUAACGGCCCUUUCUGUCUCAUCAAACCUCCAGAACCAUUCAUGAAACUAUAAUUUGCAGAUGCAUUGACUGACUCGAAGACUGGGUGAGGUAGGGGCUAACUUCUCUGUUAUCAGUGUAUAUUUUCAUGUAUCGCCCAGUCCUUCAUUGGAGCAUUGAUGUUUUCCAUCCCUGAUAACACCAUGAUCUUUUAGUUUCAGCUCAGAAAGGAAAAAAGAAAGGUAUAAACCAUGACAGACAUAUCAACGUGAUAUUCAGACAUAUGUUACGCAUUUCAGACAAGAGAUUCAAUUAUUUUUUGUAGAAACAAAAGUUAUAAUAACAUUGGUUCAAAUGGGAUACAUCGUUGGCUCAAUUGUUGUCUAAGCUAAAUCUGCAGUCGUUACAGACUCAGCAUAAUAUAAAUGGUAAAUCCACAGACAUAGCAUAAUGUCAUUGUGUCAGAAGCCAUUAAGUAUGUGAUGUUCCCGGUGAUAUACAAAAAUUAAACCUUGCUGUCUCAAAUCAAAGAGUGACAAUUCAGAUGUUAGUUUGGUCCAGAGAACAGUCGAUCCAUGGGGUAAGAGAGCUACACUUAGUUGUAUCUGUUAUAAAUGAGAUAGGGUAAAUGGUGGAACAUAGAGUGAAACAUAACCUAACUAAUAAUAGAAGACCACUGCUAAACACAGUAAAAUAUUCAGGUGGCAACUUGGGCAUAGCGGUCUUGCCCAGCUUAGGCAGUAAAACAGAUGCCCCCUGCAGAUCUUGUACCAGAUGCUUGUCUUUGCCCUGAAGAACCAGUAGUGAGCCUGCCGCGAGCCACCGGUAUUGCAUAAUUUGCUUCCUGAGGAGUAAUGUGAAUGGCCUACGAGAUCUUUGCCAGGCCAUUGUACCUCCGGAGAUAGUAGCUCUGCCAGGAGAUGCCGUAGGACGUGCGGUAUUUCAGCCGCCAGUAUAUCUUCUGGGAUGUCCUGAAUCUUUAAGUUAUUUUUGCACUAUACAUCCACUAAUACAGCAAAGCGUCGAUCAGAAGCAUUGUUUUGGCGUUGAAGACCCUGGAAGACCCUGGACAACUUGGUGUAAGAUACACAAGCUGGUUUACACAGUCCCUGGAAGUACACUCCAGAACCCCUAGCCGUCCCAUCAGACCCUGUAGAUCAGAGCGAAGUACAGCUACAUCAGACUGGAUUGUUCUCUGUAGAUCUGCCAGUAAUGUCUUAAGGAUUGUGGUUGUGACAGGUGAGUUGUCUGGGCUUGAGAGAGCUGGUGCUGGGUUAGGCCUGAUAGCUAAGUGUACAGCCUCAUCUUCAUUAGAGAAGUCGUCUGAGACUUCAGAGUAUGUCUCCAGAUAGAUGGCCAUCUUGGGCCCAGCUGCCCUAUUUGCUUGCCGCAGGAGAUCUCCUAUGCUAAGUCCUGUCUGCGGCUGUUUUGUUUUUUGGUCUUUCGACCCAUUCUGCCUCCCUGUCUCCAGCCAAGUUCCUGCAGCUGUGCAGAUCGGACUUUGUAGCCCAAAAUAGGAAAAAAUAAUCGUUAAUGUGCAGGAGCUCUCUCUCCAUGCGACCAGUCUGCUCCGUUGCUCGGCUCCACCCCCCAAGAAUUAUUGUAUUUUUAUAUUUAAUUAAGCGUUUUACUUUUAUCAUGUAUCUGUAUACUUAUUAGCAAUAUACUUACCACCUCUUGCUUUUCCCUGAAGAUAUUUUCUAUUUAGCUUAUUAGAGUGCUAUGUUUUAGAAUCUUAAUGUAAGCUAGUUAUACAUCUCCCUUUCCUUUAUCUACUCAGCAUGUAUAGCUCUUAUAUAUACUAAGAGUGUAAAUCAACUGGAUUCCUUCUGUUUCCACAGGUUAUAUUGUUUCUGUUGAAUGGAUAACAAAAAUUUUAAAAAUAAAAAAAGACAUGUGAGAUUUGUGCAUGGCCUGCUAACUUUUAAAGUUUUUUUCUUUAUAGACAUUUGAGUGGUCAUUGGAGGGAUUCGUACUUGACAGCCAAUCCCAUGUUGAACUUGAAGUGCAUGGAACGUAUAAUGGCGAAGUGAGGUAAGUAUCAUCUAACUUUCUCUACAUGUGAUGACAUUUAUUUACUACAUAUAUGACAUCUAAGUUGGACACAUUAAAAACAUUAGCCCUUAGGAAGUGGCUGCAACCAACUUUCCCAAGUUUCUUUGAAUUAUUAUUUUAUACUUUGUGGCAUGGUAAACAACUUUUUUUCUGGAGUGGAAGUUGAAAUGAAAACAUAGAGCUUAAAUUAAAAGGAGUGUGUAAAGAUGGCCUGACAAGGAAAGUCACAGGAAAUGAAAAGUAUGGAUAUACGGCUAGAAAAGGGGACUGAGGAAAUAGGGGGGCAGGUUGGUGACAUUGAGGGUAGCAUGAAAAUAAAGAAGGGAAAUUCAAGUACGAUGGCAUAAAAACGGAACUUAAUAUAUGGUAUCAGAUGUGAGAAGCACGGGAGAUUGGAUGAGAUAUCAGAUAUAGGAUAAAAGGAAGGAAAUGAAUGGGUUGAGAGGUACCAUGAGAAGGACGGAACAUAUGAGGAAUAAUGAGAGAUGGCAUGUAAGAGGAGAGGUUUGAACCCCUGAGGGUACUCACAGGUAAAAGUCUAUAUAAAUAAAGUGCUAGGAUUGGGAGGGUAUGUGAACUAUAAUAAGAGGGUAAACCAAUUAACGGACGGUGCACAAAAAUUAAGAAACUAACUGGAUUGUUUUUCCAAACCAUGCUUAAGGAGAUUCUAGUUACAACUUUAAGAGACUCUAGGUUUAUUCAGUCUUCUACUAAUUAAUUGUUAUAUAUUAUAUUGUAUGUAAUAUAAUUGAUUUAAAUGUAAUUUAAGUGGAUUAUUUGUAGUGUGAAGAUAUAUUAUUUUCUUGGAGGUUUAUUGAAUUUAUACAUAAUCAAAAUAUGUGUUUUUACCAUCCUAGUAAAUGCCCCCUUUAAGAGUGAUCUAAUUAUGUUUUUUUACCGUCCUAGCAAUGCCUACUUAACACACAUGCAUUCCAUAUGCUCUCUGGCAGCACAUGAAAGGUACUAUCUUAGCUCUGCCAAGUCUAAUUGCUUUUACUCGGUCUCAUGUUAAUUUCCAGCAAUUUUGGCUCAAAUAAAAUACAUCUGAAAGAACUGCUGAGUGUCCAGGAUCAGCUACAGACGCUCAGUGAUAUCCCGCUGCUGGAUCCUAAAAAGAAACCAACAAUGGUAAGAAACAUAUUGUAACUUAGUUAAUCUAAUAACCAUUAUAUAUAUUUAAGUAGUUAUAUUUUCAGUAUAAUGAUUGGACCUCAAAUUCAUGCCUCAAAUUUAGAGAUUCAUCAAGUGAGACUGGAGAUACAUUAAGCCAGACAAUAAUGUGGAGAAUUGUGCUUAAAUUGUAAUUUUAUUAAUGACACAGAGGCUCCUAUUAUGCUAUCUCUUUCUUACUUUAUUCCUCAGCAGCACAGAGAAAUAUAAAACUGAAAGAGAAAAAAUGUAGAUAUAUAAUAAUAACAGGUACAACCAGAUCUGCCUAGUAACAGGGCAGCCAAUCAGCUUAGUAGGAACAGUCCAUAAAUGCCUUGCUUAGUACUUCCACUUCCUCUUUCUUUGCUGCUGUCCUCAGACCAGCUAAGUAUUAAUUUCACUCCUGUAUAUUUUAAUCUUGGAUUGUUUUUAUGGGUUUAUCUACUGAUAUAUUUAAUGUAUUAUGUACUUGUAUGCUGCUUUGUGCACCCUAUAUGAUUUCUGUGUUUUGCUUUGAUGUUUUUUGGCACCCCUUUUGGGUGUCUGUUUCUUCCCCUGCUUUGCACGGUCUCCCUGCCUGUGCUGUACCUUUUGUGUGCACAGACAGGGACCGCGGAUCACUGGGGAAGCGGUUUUCUCGGGAGCUGAGGUGCUCCCUGACCGCCCUCCCUACUCCCCUCGCGACCGCAUGUGCGGCCGCGUGCGGUGACCCGCUCUACCUCCGGCCUCGUGUGUUUUUUCCAGCGAGCUCCCCGUCCAUUGGUGGGGGAGGAGCUUGGGGACACGGCAUGCUCUGCACGCGGCGGCCAUCUUCUUUCACACGUGUGGCUGCUGGCGGAUCCGGCGGUCGGCUCCCUUCACCCCUGUUUUUUCUCCACAGGUAUUUGCUUUGUAGGUUACUCAACCCCUGUAGUUUAGGUUUUUACUCCAUCAUACUAUUAUAACAUUGUAUUCUGAGACUGGUGGCCUGGCUCCCAUAAUAUUUAUUGUGGCUUAAUAUUUUAUCUGUGUAUAUUUAAAGGGACAUACCCCUUUUUAUCCACAAGCUUAUUUACCUUCCUGUCUAUUAUGCAUGCUAAGGGUGAUGAUUCUGGCUGUCCCAGCUACCCCACCAUGGAAGCCUUUAAGGCCCCUAUCUCAGGUGAAGGGGGUCUCGCCCCCUCUCAGGAGUUCCAGGCCCUUAUUGAUUCUACUAUGCAGAGGGCCCUGGCCUCUGCCAUGGGGACAGUCUCAUCAUCGCUGUCUCACACUAUACAACAGGCCCUUACUCAGCCCCUGGCUUCUCCUAUGUUGGCAAGCCCCCGGCCUGCGCUGCAACCUCAGGUCAGCCGCAAGGCAUAUGCCAAAACUAAUCAUGUCUCCCCCGAUAUGACACAGGUGGUACCUGCCCUGACUGACGUGCCUAUGGCCGUCCAAGAUGGCGCGUUACCGCGCAAGAGAGCCGCUGGCCAGGCAAAAUCGGCCAGAAAGUGGAAAAGGGCGCGUGCCCAUGACAAUGACGGGUUUGAUUCAGAUCCAAGUGGGGAGACAGGUUCGGACACCCCCGACUACGCCUCUUAUGAGGAAGGGGACUCCGACGCGGAGGCGCGGUCUGACGCUUCGGCGUUACCUCCGAGGGAGGAACAAGGCAUAUGCGAUCCGCAGGGUUACCCCCUGAUGACCUUCGCCACCCUCGCUCGGCAGAAUGGGACCCGCCCGAGCAUAUAGCUAGCUAUCUAGCGCUUUGUAUGUGUACCCCAUUAUCCAAGGAAGGGCGCCGUAAGUUAUGGGCCGAAUGCCCAAGGCCCUCAGUGCCUGAUGCGGCAUGUAAGACGCCAGAGGUUGACCCUCAGAUCUCACAGUUCCUGAUAAAAAUGGGCUGGAAACCCAGAAAGGGUUUGGAGUUUUCACUCCAUAAUUGCCAGGACAAGAUUUUGGACACUCUAGGUCCCGUGACUAAGCUUUAUGAGCUAUUGGAGACGGCUAAAACAGGGGAUACCCCCUGGAUUUCAAUGUAGCAAUAGGUUGGGUCCAGAGAUUGAUUUGCCUACUUGGCAAUGCUAACACGGCUAUGUCAGCCGAACGCCGCAAGGCGAUCCUGCUUAAAAUCGAACCUAAACUGGUUAACCUUGCGGUCAAGGAACCGGGCGCUGCCGCUAAAGGCAUGCUCUUUGGUGAGUCUUUUGUUAAAGACUUGGGCUCCUUUGUGCGCACCUUCACCACCCUAGAUAAGGCCCAACAGGGCCGGGAGAUAUAGGAGCCGUCCGCCCGGCCGUGGAAAUCGAGGUCCCUCAUGGACUCAAAGAGGUUCCUUUGCUGCCCCUCGGGCCUAUCAGGACUACAAACCCGCUCCCUUCUUUCCCUCCUGCGGGAGGACAUGGCAGAAUCGGGGAGGAUGUGGCCAACCCUCAUACAGACGCCCUUACGGUGAGUACUCAAAAAGGUUUUUCUCUCCGGGCGAGUGUGGGAGGCAGGUUGGCUUUGUUUCCCGAUAUGUGGGGCAUGAUCACCACGGAUGUGUCGGUGUUAAAUACUAUCAGAGGCUUUCGCCUGGAUCUUUUGUCUCCCCCUAUGCCCUCUUCGCUCGGGCAGUUCAUACGAAAGCGAACUAUGCCUGGACAGAGACUCCAAGGAGGAACUUCAAUGGUGGUUGGAUCAUAUGGAGGCAUGGAAUGGUCGAGCAAUCUUCGGCACCGCCCUGGACAUGGUGAUAGAAUCGGAUGCCAGCCUGCAUGGCUGGGGCGCUCGCUGUGGAGAUGUCUCCACAGGUGGCAGAUGGUCCGAAAUCGAAUCAAAGCUACACAUCAACUGUCUGGAAUUGCUGGCGGGAUCGUUCGCUAUUCGCAGCCUGUCUCCAACCCUGGAACACUGCUGCGUCCUUCUGCGUAUGGACAAUGUGUCCGCGGUCAGAUAUAUAAAUCACCUAGGUGGCACGAAGUCAAAACAACUGGCGAAUCUAGCGACGGAUUUCUGGCAGUUCUGCCUCCACAGCGCUGUGUCGGUCACGGCCGAACACAUCCCGGGUUUGGACAACGAAUGGGCGGACUGGAAUUCGCGAUACUUGAAAGACUCCGGAGAUUGGCAUCUGUUACCUUCGAUCUUCCGACAGAUCGACUAUGGGGCCCGUUACAACUGGACUUGUUCGCAUCCAGACUGAACGUUCAACUACCCCAGUACUUCAGUUGGAGACCGGAUCCAUCAGCCACGGCGGUGGACGCGUUCCUGCAGCUAUGGCCUCGGGGUCGUCACUUUGCGUUUCCCCCUUUCAACCAGAUUUCUCGGACGCUGGCAUACUUGUCCAGACAAGAAUGCACGUUGGUGGUGAUAGUUCCCCUAUGGCAGACUCAGCCUUGGUUUGCACGCCUUUUGGAGAUGGCGACGGAGUGCCCACGGAUGAUCAGGAUGCGAUCAGAGGUGCUUCUGGAUCCGGAUGGGAACUCGCACGACUUAGUGGACCAGAACCUGCUCCAGCUCACGGCUUGGUUUAUUUCCGGGAUCCCUGGUGUGUUUAGGACGUUCCGCAGGCUACUACAAGACUCCUGGAGAAUGCCUGGGCACCGGGGACCAGAACAGCUUACAAGGCUGCAUGGCGUGUGUGGUCUGGCUGGUGCGUGGGCAGACUGCUGGAUCCCCUUUCUGCCCCUCUGAAGGAGGUGCUCAGUUUUCUGACCACGCGUUUUGAAUCUGGUUUGGCCUAUCGCACUAUCAAUGUUUAUAGAUCGGCCAUUUCAGCCGGACAUAUAGGUAUUGACGGAUCACCGAUUGGACAACAUCUUUUUGUGUGCCGUUUUUGAAGGGUAUUCGUUACUCUAGGCCUCCGAAAUCCAGAUAUUCAUAGUUUUGGGAUGUUAACGUGGUGCUGGACUUCUUGGAAUCAUGGCCUCCUAAUGAGGACCUGUCACUGAAGCAAUUAUCCUGGAAAUUGGUUAUGCUCCUGUGUCUCCUUUCAUGCAAAAGAGUUUCAGAUGUCAGGGCUUUGGACUGGAACGCGUUAUCCUUCACCCCCGAGGGAGUGUCGUUUAACAUCUCUAGGAGGAUGAAGACGUCUUCUAAGUCAGUGAUCUACCCUAGGUGUUCAGUCCGACCUGUUCUGUGUCCGGUAACUUGCCUACAUGUGUACUUGGAUCGCACUCACCUAUUGAGGUCAUCGGAUUUAUCCCAAUUGUUUAUUUCAUUUAAGAAACCGUUUCUCCCGAUCUCCUCGACUACGUUAGCUCGUUGGAUUAAGAACCUUCUAUCCGCUGCAGGAAUUGACACUUCAAUAUAUUCGGUCAGAGGCACCAUGGCGUCUAAGGCCUCCACGAUGGGAUGUCGUAUGGAUGAUAUCCUGAAGGCAGCGGAUUGGUCUAGAGAAUCUACGUUCCUCAAUUUUUAUUUCCGCCCGAUUGACCAUGUUUCCUCGUUAGUUAUGGCUCAGCUUUAAACUAGCAUAAUAGGAGCCUCCGUGUCAUUAAUAAAAUUCCCAGAUUUUACUAAUAACAUGACGUAAAGUCAUGAUUUUAUUAAUGACACGGAGGCGAGUAUUAUUCCCACCCUCCCACCCAGUGGGUAUGGUUUGGGUCUAUACUUAUGGUUCAAUCGGGUGGGGGCUCUUUUACCUCAAGGUAAGUGUUCACAGUUUUCUCUGACUUACUUGGAUCUAUAUACUUAUGUGGUUCCGAUCUGACGUUUUUUAGUCCUGAAGGCCAGAUUGUCAUGAAAUGUUACAUGCAGGUCCGGAGUUUGGAUUUUACCUACCUUUUCUCUGUUUUACAGCUUGAAUUCGUUAAGAUGACAUCUACCUUGUUGGAGAUUGUUCUUUCCUGAUGUGGAAGUUUGGUUUGGGUCUUCGGUUCAGAAGGCAAAGAAGAGGAAGUGGAAGUACUAAGCAAGGCAUUUAUGGACUGUUCCUACUCAGCUGAUUGGCUGCCCUGUUACUAGGCAGGUCUGGUUGUACCUGUUAUUAUUAUUAUUCUAUAUCUACAUUUUUUCUCUUUCAGUUUUAUAUUUCUCUUUGCUGCUGAGGAAUAAAGUAAGAAAGAGAUAGCAUAAUACUCGCCUCCGUGUCAUUAAUAAAAUCAUGACUUUACGUCAUGUUAUUAGUAAAAUCUGGGAAUUGUGUGUCCAGAAUUCAGAAGGAUAUGCAGUAUCCUGUUUAGAGUGAAAACACCAUCAAAAACUAAAUUAUAACAUUGAGAAUUAAAUUGUUUAGCAAUUUAGGCCAUAUUGUUUUAAUGAGUUUUUUAGGUUUGUUUAUUUUUUUUGUCACAGUAGCAAGACUGGAUACAAUGAAUACAGUUUCCCCUUAGUAAACUUGUAAACAAUGUGAAAGAUAUUCGAUCCAUCUAGACUAGAGAUAUAUUGCACAAAUAAUAAAAUUGCAGCACCCCACAAAACCCAAUGUAUGUACAGAACCAAAUCUCUUUCUCAGAGUAAGCCUGACAUUUCCUAUUCUAAUAGAGGGUUUAUUAGAGACAGGUAUAUGAACAGCCUUUCCUAGUAAACAGUACUCAGAUAAUUUUGAGAAAAAACAGUAUACAUAUAUACUAUGCACUAAUUCUUUGCCAUUAUUAUGGCUUUAAGACCAUUAUGGGUGAUGUAGUCCACAACAUCUAGAGUACCAAAGGUUGCCUACCCCUGCUUUAGAUUCAUGUUAUGAUUAGUUAUGGAGUUUGGAAGCAGAACUUUGUUUAGUAAGCGAUAUUAUAAGGGGUGGUGCAACGGUGUCUGUCAGGUUGUCACACUCCAGUUGUGGGGGGUGAACUUGAGAGAUGGGAUCAUUGCAGUCAGGGCCGGACUGGGGAAAAAAUUCGGCCCAGGUAUUUUUUUAUCACAGCGGCCCAUUAAGAAGGGGGCGGGGCAGAGAGGGUGUGUUUUGUCAUCACUCAUGACAAACACGCGCCCUCUCAAAGUGAGCAUGUUGGUUCAAUGCUCUUCCAGGGCAGACCAUGCACAGAGCUCUGCUGAAGAGCUCUAGCAUGAGAAAAAAGCCCUGUAUUUGUUCUGUGCAGUGCAAGCAAAUUUAAUAACAUGCUUGCACUGUGUUUCCUUGCAACUUGUCUCUGGUGUCUCUAUAAAUGGAUACCAGGAGACAAAAGGGCCAGGAAAGAGUAUUGUGCAUGUGUUUGGAGCCUGCUUGUGGUAUUGCGUGUGUGCAGAGUGAGCUGGUCGUGGUGUGGUAUUGUGUAAUAAUGUCGGUUUUAGUCGUGUUGUGUUUGUGGUGUAAUGUAAUGCAUAUGUGGCUAGGGGCUGUAGAGAAUGUGUCUAUAGGGGAUGUAGCAAGUGUGUGUAUACAGGCUAUAGUGUGUGUGUGUGUGUGUGUGUGUGUAUAUACAGGCUAUAGUGUGUGUGUGUGUGUGUGUGUGUUCAGGGAAUGUAUGGGUUUGCUUACAAGGAAUCUAGUGUGCGUAUAGGGGAUCCAGACUGUGUGUGUGUGUGUGUGUGUGUGUGUGUGAAGGACCCAGACUACGUAUGGGAGAUCUAGUGAGCGUGCGUAUAUAAUGGAUUCAGAGUGUAUAUAGGGAUCUAGUGUGUGUAGAUGAUACAGAGUUGGGUAGAGGAUCUAGUGUGUGUCUGGAAUGAAAUGUGUUUAGGGGUGCUGUGUGUGUGUGUGUGUGUGUGUGUGUGUGAGGGGUGCUGUGUGUAUAUAUAAAUAUAUAUAUAUAUAUAUAUAAUAUAAAUAUGUUUGGAAGUAUUGUGUAUGUGUGUGAUGCAGUGUAUCGGGGGGUUGUGUGUGUAUGUGAGGGGUGCAGUAUGUGUGUGUGAGUGCUGUGUAUGAUGUGUGUGAGUGCUGAGUGUGAUGUGUGUGAGUGCUGAGCUGUAAUAGUGCUGUGUAUGAUGUGUGUGAGUGCUGAGUGUGAUGUGUGUGAGUGCUGUGUAGUGUGUAUGAUGUGUGUGAGUGCUGAGUGUAUAGUGCUGUGUAUGAUGUGUGUGAGUGCUGUGUAUGAUGUGUGUGAGUGCUGAGUGUAAUAGUGCUGUGUAUGAUGUGUGUGAGUGCUGAGUGUGAUGUGUGUGAGUGCUGUGUAUGUGUGUGAGUGCUGAGUGUAGUGCUGUGUAUGAUGUGUGUGAGUGCUGAGUGUAAUAGUGCUGUGUAUGAUGUGUGUGAGUGCUGAGUGUGCUGAGUGUGAGAGUGCUGAGUAUAAAUGUUGUGUGUUGGGGGUAAAUAAACAAAUAAAAACCUAAGUGGGAAUAAAUAUACAAAUUAAAAAAAAAUAAGGGGGUAAAUAAACAAAAACACAUGCAUUAUCUCCCCCCCCCCAUCCCCCCUUACCUUUAGCCUGGGAGGAGGAGGGGUCCGGCACGCUGGUGAGUGGUGGUGGGGGGGGGGGACCAGCAUUCACACACGAUCCCUGGUGGUCCAAUGGUGACUCUCGCGAGAUCGGGGCGUUGCCAUGGCAACGCUCCCGAUCUCGUGAGAGGAACCCGGCGGAGCUGCAAAAUAGAGCUCCGCCGGAUCCUCUCCCUCUCUCCCCAGCCGCCGGUCUAUUUAAAUGGGCCGGUGAGGGAGAGCUUUGAUCUCCCCACCGGCCCUCCAUGGAAGACAGCGGGGCCGGCGCUCGGAUAGUGCCGGCCCUGCAUAGACCGGCAGGGGAGAUCCUGGGACCUCCCCUGCCGGCCUCGGCCCAUGGCCAACGCGGCCCACCGGGCAUUUGCCCGGUGUGCCCGAUGGCCAGUCCGGGCCUGAUUGCAGUCAUCCAUCACAUAUCAAUUGAAUGUCUAUAUACUAUAGUUUUCCUGUGGUAUUUGUUUUUGCAGCACCAGUGACAGCACUUUAGUUGGUGUCUUAGGCUUCAUAGAGGCUUGGUUGAGUUUCCCAUCUGUCUUGAAAUGUGGGGGUGGUACAACAGGCGUUAGUAUUUAACUGAACAUUAAUACAAGCAGUCCUCGUCACUUUCACUGUAUCUAAUUGAAGUUUAAUACAAGUAAUCUCAGUCACCUUCACUGUAUCUAAAUUAGCAUUAACUAAUCAUUGUCACCUCUGCCUACUCUCAGAGAAUUACAUUCUGACCUGUUUCUCAGCAAGAUAUGAUAAUAUUCUUGUUUAUUAUUAUUAUGAUAUUUAUAGAGCGCCGUCAAAUUCCGCAGCGCUUUACAAUGGGUGGACGAGCAGCAAAGGUGGGAGUACAGACGUAAGUCUUCAGCAGAUCGUAAGGGCCUAGACGGGACAUACUUGUGUAUAAGGGAGGAUAGAUAGGUGGGAGCAGCAUUAUGUAGAGAUUUGAAAGCAAGAACCAGAAUUUUAAAUUGAGCUCUAUAUUUUAUAGGAAGCCAAUGCAGGGACUGACAGAAGGGUGAGGCAUGGGAGGUGCGGGCGGACAGGAAGAUGAGCCUUGCCGCCGCAUUCAUUAUGGACUGUAACGGUGCAAGUUGGGAGCACGUAAGACCACUGAGAAGCGGAUUACAGUAGUCAAGGCAAGAAAGGACAGUGGAAUGGACCAACACCGUAGUCGCAUCUGGUGUUAAGUAGCGGCGGAUGCGCGCAAUGUUUUUGAGAUGGAAAUGACAGGAUUUGGCAAUAGAUUGAACAUGAGACUUGAAGGAGAGGUCGGAGUCAAAGAGAACACCUAGGCAGCGAGCCUGCGUGGUGGAGCUGAUGGUAGCACCGUUGACUUGGAGGGAGACAGACACAGGAGUAACAACACAUGAGGGAGGCAAGACCAGAAUUUCAGUUUUGGUCAAGUUUAGUUUAAGGAAGUGCCAUCCAGUUAGAAACAGCAGAGAGGCAGUCAGAGACACUAGUCAAGAGGGACGGGGAGAGAUCAGGAGAGGACAGGUAGAUUUGCAUGUCAUCUGCAUAGAAAUUACAUUGGAAGCCAAAGGAGCUAAUGAAUUUACCAAGGGAGGCAGUAUAGAUGGAGAACAGUAGGGGACCAAGGACUGAACCUUGGGGUACACCAACAGAGAUGAGUUGGGGAGAAGAAGCAGAGCCAGAGAAAGAAACACUGAAAGAGCGCUGGGAGAGGUAGGAGGAGCACCAGGAGAGAGCUAUAUCUUGUAGACCAAUAUUGUGAAGGAUGAGAAGAAGCUGUUGAUGAUCAACAGUGUCAAAAGCCGCAGACAGGUCAAGGAGAAUUAGGAUAGAGUAGUGACCAUGAGAUUUUACAACGAGUAGAUCAUUGGAUACUUUGGUGAGUGCCGUUUCCAUAGAGUGCAUUGCGCGGAAACCAGACUGAAGCUGGUCUAGCAGAGAGUUGGACUCGAGGAAGUCUGUCAAUCUCGCAUAAACAAUUUUUUCAAGGAUCUUGGAUGCAAAAGGCAGUAGCGAGAUAGAACGAUAGUUGGAUGGGGAGUCAAGAUUGGGCUUCUUUAGAAUUGGGGUUACAGUUGCAUGUUUGAAGGGCAAUGGAAAUAUACCAGAGGAGAGAGAGAUAUUGAGAAUUUUAGUGAGACGUGGAGAAAGAGAAGAAGACAGAGUACGGAUGAGAUGCGAGGGAAUUGGAUCUAGGGAGCAGGUGGUGGGGCGAGAGGACUGGAGCAGAGCAGAAACCUCUUCCAAUGUAGCGGGUGCGAAUGAACAUAGAACAGCAGAGGGAGUGAAGUUAGGGGAAGUAUUGUAAGGGGAAGAAGAAAGAUGAGAGAUCUCUUCGCUGUUUGUCGAGAUCUUGUCAGUGAAGUGAGUUGCAAAGUCUGAGGCGAACAAGUUAGUAGGUGGAGGAGGAACAGCAGGGCGAAGAAGAGAGGUAAAUGUGUGAAAUAGUCUUUGUGUUCGCGGGAGAAUGUGGUUAUGAGGGUAUUGAAGUAAUUAACUUUUGCAGAGGAAAGAGCCAAGCUGUAUUUUUAUGCUCUUUCUCCCUGGACAAAAGAAUAGAAAUUAACUGCUGAUUGUGGAAAGCCUAUAACUUAAAUCCUCCAGUAUUUGCCCUCCUUUCUACACCUCUCAUUUGGCAGAUAUGGAUGAAGAUGAAGAAAACAUUAGAUUGAACUCCUCUGUUAUGGAAUCAUUUAGCCAAUGUUGCUUUUACCUUAUAUAAACAGAUAUAAAUGUUUUCAUGUUCUUACUUAACUACUAGAACUGCUAAAACAAUAGGAUCAGUGACAGAUUUUCUUAUAGAGACACACUCUUAUACAUAUAAUGGAAAACAUAUACAGUACAACAAAUUAUACAAUAGCCUACAUUGAUAUUGGCAAAGAUUUUUUUUUGUAUAAACCUGUGUUGUCUUUGCAAUUGUUGGUAUCCAUGAGAGUAUGUUUGUGUAUUUAUUGAACAAACGAGCAAAAGGUUAAACAAUAAAGAAGAUUUUUGUUAAUCUGUAUUUUAUUGAGGUCAUGUUUGGUACAGGGUAUAUAAGCAAUAAAAUUCACGAUAUAACAUAACAUUGUUCAAUAGAGUAUAGUGACCUCUUUUUCUAUGUUUUUAUUUUGCAAAUCAAGUAGUAUAAGACAGGUUUAAAUGACUGACAGAGAUUAAUAACAUGCAUUAGAUUUAAACCAGGUGUUAAAUGCAUAAGACCACUGGCACUCAGGAAAUACUGAGAUUCUACACCUUGCUAUGUAAAGCAUAAAGCAAAAGGCAUGAAUAAGUAGGGCUAUCAUAAAAACGUAAAAUACAAAUGAUGUAACAGAAAAAUAGCUGUGUUCAAUUAAUGUGACUCCCGCUCUGCUGCAGCCAUAGUUAGAGUGCUCUCGUUAUGGGCUCAAAACUCAGAUCAGCCAAUCCCUGUCUGCGCCACGAGCGAUUGAGGUUAAUGGACUCCUCCAGUCCCAGGCUUGUGAGAGGGCCUGCAUCUUCGACUACUUACUCGGGAACCUCUAAGGGCCAAGUCCUUCCCCCGUCCAGGGUAAGUGGAAGGUCCGUUUCCAGCGGGUGAUCCUCCGCUUUUGUGGGUGAUACUUGGAAGCUAUGCCUCAAGGGGCUCUCCGCCCAGGUAGGGUGGCAGUAGGGUAAGUGCUUGUAAUAGCGUUGCCCGGGGGAGGCCUGCUCCACUCAGAUUUUCUCCUUCCUCAUCCUCCUGUUGCUUAGAAAGGGCUGCCUGUGAACGCUCCCGAAUUCUCUGCCAGAGGCAGUCAAAGAUAGUAUCCAGACGCGGCAAGAUAGAUUCAGUUAUUGCACUGUGAAGCCUUUUGAUUGUAUCCAGGCCCUGCCUGUCCAGUAAGGGGGCAGCCACCAUCUUGAUUUUACGGUGCAGGUGGUGUACCUUUAGCAGUCCCAAGGCAAGGACACAGGAGAGACCAAUGGGGAUCGGAAUUUGAUCAGUCUAUAACGGUAGGUGUAUUUUAACAGUGAGAGACAGAAUAACCCAAAAAUAAAUAAAUCCAAAAAAGUUAUAAAUUGAUUUGCAUGUCAAUGAGUGAAAUAAGUAUUAAUUUUGACUUAGUACUUGGUGGCAAAACCCUUGUUGACAAUCACAGAGGUCAGACGUUUCUUGUAGUUGAACACUAAUAAAUGUAAAGGGUUAAAAAGAAGUACAAAAUGCUACAAUCACCUGGAACAGUGAAUUAAAAACCACACAAGUACAGUGAAUUAAAAAUACAAAAUGCCGGUAAGAGCACACUAGUAGUGUACAUGAAAUAACAUACACAUGCAAUAUUACCAUAAAUAGGUAGAAACCUAAAAAAUCUGUACGUACAAUAAAAAGAUAAAUAAAUACAAAUUGGUCUCACUCACAUAUUGCUAUACUCAUUGGAACGAGGCAGUUCAACAAUGAAAUCCAUCGAUAAAUUGGACCAUGGGAUACUGUGUAUAGGAAGUGGCUGUAACAAUCCACACGGAUGUUUAUGAGGAAUCUUCGAAACUGCACAUACAGCGCAGGCCUCUACAUAAUCUUUAAUACCUCUCCUGAGUGACUCCCACCAAAAUGACCUGGAAAUGGCGGAGAUAGUUUUAUUAAUAUCUGGAUGCCCAGCGGUCACAUUGUCAUGGAAUACCUUCAGCACCUCUUUCCUGUCAGACAAUGGAAUAAACAAUUUAUCUUGAGGUUUGUUGCAAGGUGCCUGGGGCUGAGCCGCCAUGAUAGCACGGAGCAAAGGGGACGAUAAAGAAAGGACAGUGGAUGGAAUAAUACACUCAGGAGAAAUAAUAGGGGAUGUUUCUUGUUCUAGAUCCGAUUUAACGUCAAAUUGCCUAGACAAGGCGUCAGCUUUAACGUUCUUAGAACUGGUUCUGUAGAGGAUAAUGAAGUUAAAGCGAGACAAAAAUAUCCAAAAAACUACUUGUUAAAAUUUGCAUAAAAUUUCUUGCUCCACGAAAAAUAAAUUUAGGUUGAUAAGAAAUACAUUUUUGAACCACAGUGUUUCAAAACAUUUUUCUGAAAAACAUGGAGGUAACCCAGAAGGACUAACAUUUUUGGGUCUAGAGAAAGUUAAAGUCCACUGGAGAGGAUGUUGUAAUGAUAAAAUCUUAAGUAAAGCAGAAAUGAAAUGGAUGUUUAACUUUGACACUUUAAUCCCAAAAGGUUUGAACAUAGAUUUUGAAAUAAUAACAUUAUUUUUUUUAUAAAUUCUUUAUUUUGUUGGUGUUUCGUUUUUGUACUUUAUGGGGAGAGGGUUACAGAAAGAAGAGAUUAGGAUGAAAUGUUAGUUUAACAUAUAACAGUUAAUAACAAUAUUAAUAAAUCAAGUAUUGGCUUAUGCAUUGCGUUGUUGUGCCUAAUUUGUAACAGUUUUCCUGAAUGUUACUCGGCAUAUAUUUGUAGUGCUCCUUUCGGGAGGAGUUUAGGGUGUCAGGGGAGAUGGAAGCGGGAAGCAGAGAGAGGGGGGGUAUCAAGGGGGUGUAGAGGUUCGUUUGUUGUGUGUGAUGACCUUUCCUCGUGUGGGGUGUUAUGCCGUGUCAUGGGCGCUCCAUAUGUCUGUUCCUUCGGGGUUUGUUGGUGUGUUAUUGAUAUCAUAUGUCGCCUUUGAUAUGGUCUGCGACACGGGCGGAAAGUUUAUCCAUUGUCAUUGCUUCAUUGAUUUUGCAUUUUAUGAGAGUUAUGGGUGGUAUAUCUGGGCUCCCCCAUUUCUCUGCAAUUGCUCGCCUGGUGGCUAGCGCUAGUUUGGUUUGUUUUUUGCCCUUGGGGUAUCUCUGAAGGUCUAGAGAGUAGCCAUAGCCAUAGGUCCAUCGGGAUGGUGGUGUGUAGUGCUUGCGAUGCUAGUUGCGCUAUCUGUUGCCAGAUUAUGACUACCUGUGGGCACUCCCACCACAUGUGGAUGAAUGUUCCCCUAUUCCCACACCCCUUCCAGUAGAGAUCGUUGUCUUUUUGUUUCAUUUGUUUCAGGCGUAGGGAGUAAGGUACCAUCUGAGAAGUGUCUUAUAUGCUUGCUCUUUGUGGUUGACACAAAUCGAGAUAGUUGCUAUGGCUUCCCAAAUCGCUGCCCAGUUGUCUGGAUCUUCUAUGGGGCCCAGGUCCUUCUCCCAGGCUGCCAUAUAGGACAUGAAACCUUCCCAUGUGUUUUUGCUAAUUAGGGAAUAUAUUGCUGAGAUUUGUCCUUUGUGGAGAGGGUGGUUGCUACAUGCUUUUUCUAGUGUGGUAAGGGGGGUGGUGCUUGCUUUCUUUAGGGCUGGCUUGGCAAUGAAGCUGCGUAUUUGUAUCGAAAAAAGUCUCGGGUUGUGAGGGGGGUUUGUUGGGGAAGUUGCGUGAAUGGUAUGAUUUGUUGGUUCUUAUAAAAUUGGUGAAUGCGGGUCAGAUCAUUAUCUUCGUAGUGGGUGAAGUCCUUUGGGGACAUACCUGGCAUAAACUUUGUGUUUCGGAGGACGGGCAUUAGUGGGGAGGGGUGGGAGAUGAGAUCAUGUUUUUCAGUAAUUUUAUCCCAUAUUUUGAUCAUUCUGAGGACUGCUGGGGAAGUAGGAGGGGCAGGGGGUCUGGCUUCCUUCGGGAGCCAGAUGUAUAGAGAUGGGAAAUCAUUUCCAAAUAUAUUGUGUUCCAAAUCGACCCAUCGUUUAAGGCCGGGAGCGGCGUGGAGUUGAAUUGUUUGUGCUAUUUGUGCUGUGUGAAAGUAUUGGGUGAAAUUGGGCAGUUCCAGUCCUCCCGAUCUGUUUGGUAUGUAAAGUGUUUGGCGGGCGAUCCGAGCUCUUUUACCGGGCCAUAUGAAUUUAUCUAUUUUGGUCUGCAGUUUUUUAAAGUCGGACAUGAGUAUCUGAAUUGGGAGGGUUUGGAAGAGGUAUAAGAACCUCGGGAGGAGGUUCAUUUUUAUCGGGGUCAUUCGACCUAUCCAAGAGAUUGACAUGUCUUUCCAUUUCUCUAGAUCUUGUGAGGCCGUGUCAAGUAGGAGUGCGUAGUUGAGGCUGUAGGUUUGUGUUAAGUCUGCUGGGAGAAUGGUGCCCAAGUAUUUGAUGGCAGAGGUCUGAUAGUUGAACGGGUGUCGUGCUUAGAGGGAUUGGAGGGUGGGUUGGUCAACCUGUAUUGGGAGAGCUUUGUUUUUUUCUAAAUUAAGUUUGUAACUGGAGAUAUUGGCGUAUUCUGUUAGCUCCGUGAACAUGGGUGGGAGUGAGUUUAGCGGGUCUGUGAUUUUCAACAGGAUGUCGUCCGCUUAAGCGGCGGUCUUAAAUAUUUCAUCCCUAAUAUGUACUCCGUGUAUGUCUUUGUGGGUUCUAAGGACUUGGAGUAGCGGUUCAAGGGAGAUGGCAAAUAGGAUUCGGGAGAGGGGGCAUCCCUGCCGUGUGCCAUUCUUAAUUUGGAAGGAUGGGGUCUAGCCGAAUGCAGGAGAAGUUUAGCUGUAGGGGAGGAAUAUAGCGUGCUCAGGGCGUUGAUAAAGGGUCGUGGGAAACCGCACUUUUGUAAUGUAGCAAAUCGGAAGGGCCAGAGCAAUCCAUCAAAUGCUUUCUCAGCGUCGAGGGAUAAGAUCAGGGUGGGAAUACGUCUGCGGUCAGUGUACCAAAUGAGGUCGAAAGUGCGUCUUGUGUUGUCACCAGCCUGUCUGUUCGGGAUGAACCCCACCUGGUCCGGGUGGAUGAGUUUUGGUAGAAGGGCUCUCUGCCAUGACCUUUGUGAAUAGCUUAACAUCUACAUUUAGCAGGGAAAUUGGUCUGUAAUGCCAGAAGUCAAGAUGGGAUUUGCCGGGUUUCGGUAGGAGGCAUAUGUUUGCCUGCAACAUGUCUGGGGGAAGAGGGUCCCCCUGUAACAUUGAGUUAAAGAGAUUGCUUAGUUGUGGGAGUAGGACUGUUGCAAAAGUUUUGUAGUAUAGACCCGAGAAGCCAUCUGGGCCCGGGCAUUUAUUUGGUUUCAGGGUUUUGAGUGUGUUAGCUAAUUCUUGUGUGAUUGCUUCAGUCAGUCUUCUAGCUCCUUCAGGUGUUAGUGAGGGUAGAGUGAUAGAGUCGAGGUAGUCGUUUAUAUUGGCAGUUAGCAGGGUGGGGUUGUGUCUGUGUUGGGGGCUAUGGUCAUAGAGUUCUGAGAAGUAUUCUUGGAAUACUGUUGCUAUUUGUUCUGGUGUCUCGUGUGGGUUUCCGUCUUUCGAGUGGAUUUUGGUGAUCUGUUUGUGGGCAGCUCUGCGGCUCAGUUUACGGGCGAGUAGAGUAUCUGCUUUUUCGAUUUCUCAUAAAAGAGCUGACGGGUCCAUUGGAGGGCUUUGGUUGUGUCCGCAGACAUGAAGUCUUUUAUGGCUGCCUGGCAUUGUAAUAUUUUAGCAUUUAGGUCGGGCGUGGGUUGGAUUUUGAAUGUGGUUUCCAGAGAGCGGAGUUCUUUUAGGUUGUGUUCGAGGGUUGUUAGGCAUUGUUUUUUAUGGUGGGAGGCCAGGCUUAUCAGGGUGCCUCUGAUUACUGUUUUGUGUGCCGCCCAUAGGAUCCCCGGUGAGGUAACUGAGUGUUUGUUUAGGGAGAAGUAGUCUGAAAUGGCCUGUGAGGUGGACUUGCAGAUCGCGGGGUUAUGUAGCAGCGUAGGAUUCAGUCGCCAGGACCAUUGGCAGGUUACGUUUGGUGGGUCAAGGGUGAGUGAGAUUUCGGCAUGGUCCGACCACGUUAUUGAUCCAAUAGUCGUGGAUUUGAUCAUAGGGAGCAUUGAUGGGGAAGUCAGGAACAUGUCUAUGCGUGAAUGGGAUUGGUGUGGGUGGGAGUAGAACGUGUAGUCCUGGGUGGUGGGGUGUUGGGCCCUCCAUACGUCUAUGAGACGGGUUCGUGUGAGGAAGGAUUGGAAGAGUUUGUCGGGUUUAGCAGUGUGGAUGCGGGGGUUUGUUAGAAGUCCUGUUCUGCGCCUGUCUAUCGCUGGGGAUGAGGUAGUAUUAUAAUCUCCUCCUCAUACCAGGUGUUAUGAGGAGAAUAGUGCAAGAUGUGCCUGUAUUGUUUGCCAGAAGGAGGCUGAUAGGGCAUUAGGAGCAUAAAUUGAGGAUUAGGCGUGUUUUUGAGCACCUAUUCUCCCUGCUACCGUAAUAUAUUGACCUUGAGGGUCGGCGUUGAUUUUUUCCACUGUAAGGGGGCAUGCUUUGUGUAAUAAGAUCACUACUCCGUUUUGUUUGUGUUACGAUUGCCCCCGGUCUAGCAGGAGGGUUGAUCGCUUGGAUGUCCUGGUUCCCGCUGCAGAGAGUCGAACGGAGGUCUUUCGGUAGUAAGCCGGAAAUGUAGAAUAUCCCCAAGCACGAUAUAAGCAUCAGUAUCCCGGAUCCCUACAACAUGAGUCGAGGCUGCAAGUUGAGGGUCAAAACGAACUGGCUUUACUGGCACAUAGCAUGGCAAUUUAUGUGAUUCCUCAGGUCCAAGGACAGCCCCCUGUGGACCUGAUGGAAUACAGGUACAGUACAGACAAAUAUCCAAUCACAAUCCAGUGUAUUAUUUGAAUUAGUACCCGCACAGCUUGGAGAUAAUGAAGCCAACGGUUUUACAAUCUAAUUAUCUCCAAGCGCACAAAAGACCACGUUUUAUCAUGUCCCAGAAAACUGCAUAAAAAUCUAUAACUUUUACAUUAAUACAGGGAAACCAAUCAUUCUACCACUCAUCUAAAGGCUCGCGUUCGUAUGCAUUAAACAGGCGAAUGGCGCUCCAAUCCUACGAACAGAACGGACGGUUGCUGCCGUAUAAAGUCCGUUCGGCAUUUUGGAUUGUGAGUCUCUGUUGGCGGCCAUGUUUUCUGAUGGUUUAGCGGGCAGCGGGACCUCGCUUCUAACUCGUGGAACUAAACUCGGGUAUCAGUUCAUGCGAAGUCCCGCUGUCUGUCUGGUAGUGGGACUCGUUCGGUACGUGAACGAGGACCACCUGGUAGAAGGGUACUUGACUUGCGGUUAACCGCAGAAACCACAAGUUAAUGAUCGCCACGCGGCCCGCUGUAGGGGGUCGUCGUUCGGUUGUUAGUUCGGUAGAUCCCGUUCUGUAUUUUCGAUGCGAACAUCGAUGCCCCCAGGUCUAUCAAUUAAGUUGUGGUUAACCGCAAACCGCAGCCGCCUGGGUGGUUAAUGGCUGCCACACGCCGCUGGCCGGGUGGUCGACCGUUCGGUAGUUUGCGGGGUGACGGGGUUAAGUGGCGGCACACGCCAAACUCUGGGGGGUCCUCUGUUCGUACCACGAAUGGAGUCUUUAUAAUGGUUCGAGUAAUCCAUUCGUGCUUCUUUCGGUUUAAACUUGCACAGGGACAAACAGUAUCCAUUGGUUAUCAAACAGUAACAUAGUUAUUUCCAGUCUUUUGUAACAGUUUGCCUGUCGGUGAGUUAGCUAGGAAGUGUCUGUUGAAAUUUCGGUUUUGUAGUGGGAAUGCCCUGUUGUGUUGAAAGUGGGUUUCUUACAACAAGAUGAUUUGCGCACAGGUUCUAUUCGCCCAGUGGCUUGUUUGAUGGCGUUUAAGAGUGCUGUUGAGGCCCUUGCAGUUGAUAGAGGUGCAAAUCAGUGAGCGAGCCAUGGCUCUUCCCCUCUCCCCCCCGUUCCCUCCUCUGGGAUGUAGUGCCCCUGGUUUGUGUGCAGGGAGACCAGGCGGGUGGUGGGGUAAAGAGGGUUAGGGAGGGGUUGUGUAGUACGGGUAGAUGGUGUUGCAUCUGGGUAAGGUGAUGAGUCUGCCGUGGGUAUGAGGAGUGUGUCAGUAAGACCUGGUCUUAUGUGGAUAUAGCCAGGUUAGUAGGGAGCGGAGUUUUGCCCAGCCUGUCUGCGGGGACAGAGGGAAGUUGGGGGUUAGGUAUGGAGAAAGGUGUUUGAAGUGGUGGGGUCGAGGAGGCCGGUAUGUCCCGUUCCUCCCCCCGAGCCUGUGAGCAUAUGGGAAGCGUGUGAUUUGAGUGUCGUGUGAGGGGUGUGCACGGAUUAGUGUUUGAGGUCACUGUCUCGGGUUGUCGGUCUGAUUUUUAGUGCGUCCUGUAGGUCCUGCCUCCAUCCUAGGUGGCCCCCUUAGUGGUGCUCCUUGUGCCCCCUGUGUUUCCAGAUCAGGUAGAGUGUGCAAUCAAUCUCUUAUUCUAGAGGAAAUGUCCUGGGAACCUAGGUGUGCUGGGGGUGUGGCUUUGUAGAGCGUGAGAACCAGAUGGGUGGUGCUGCAUAUCUCUUUGUCUCUAUGGGUCUCCUCCAGGUUUUAGGUUCAAGUGGGGCUGAUAGGUUCUGUGGGGCUGCUGCGAGAUGGAGGGGGGGGGCUUAAUGCCUGCACAGAGAAGGAUUGGGUUCCUCUAUUUGCCCUGUGUACUCUAAGCUGCAGUGGGGCAUACCGCGUGGGCGGUGGACUUUAUGUUUGCCAGUGUGGUCAAGUGUGUGGUGUCUCGUUUAAAAGGGGGUUAGGCAUACGUUUUGUGAGGGGGUUUCCGUGGUAGUGUGUAGUGUACCUCCUCUCCGGGCUGCGUUGGUCAGUGUCCUUCUCUGCAUUGGGGCCUCAUCCCCCCGGUCCAUGGAGUGUGAAAGGCUGUUGGGGUUGUCCCGUCCCGGGAAGUAGUGUGGAGGGGCUGUGAGUUCUUUGUAGGGUGAUGUGCAUCUGUAGUAGUACAUUUUGAACAACAGUUUUGAAAUAAUAAAGAACAUUCAAUUCAUUACUUUUUGCAUUCAACUUACUAACUUAUAAGACGAGAGCUUAGGCAUUGCUCAUAUCUAGCUUCUAUUGCCUCUCCCCUCCUUCCUAUUGAUGACUAUAUUUAUAAACGUGCGCUUGUGCGCCUAUGAAACCAGACCAUAUACAUAACAUAAUAACAGUAACAGUAGCCGGGGGGACGUGGAUUAUUCUCCUUGUUAGGUAUAGUAGUGGGGGGAUUGUGGGCCUGGUUGGUACACCUAUGCCUAUGUUUUCUUUUAGUGCAUGCGGUGUGAUAUGUAGACAUGCCCCCUUGAUUCCAUGCACGUCUCGCCCGGUCUAUUGCUAUCAAUAAACAUGCGCCUGUGCGCCUUUGAUACUAAGCUAUACAUUUAACAUGCCAUUAUCUACGAGGGAUAUGGAUAGUUCUCAUAGUGAGAGGUUAUGCGGGGCUGGUUUGUGGGCCUGUGCUGAUUAUGUCAGCGGCCUGUUGUGGGUUUCUCCUUCUUGGCUGUGGGAGGGUGUGAGCUGGUUCCCCGGAGGCCGCGUUAAGUCUAGGCCUGACCGGGGUAGUGAUUGGAUGGGUCGGGUCCUGUAUGGAGUAAGGGCCAAGUUGGAUAAGCCACGGGGAGAUGCCUGGUGUAUCCCUCGCCUUGCCAGGGAAAUGCGAGUUGUUCCUCCUGGGUGGUGGGGGCUUUUGGGUGGGGAGGAGAACCCUAGGACCCUUAGUGGUAAAGGUUAAAGUUGCUGGACAGUGUGAGAGGGGGAGGGUGGCUCUUUUGGGGGUUUAAUAGGGAGAAAACAUUUUCAGUAGAUGGUAUUGGAGGCAAGUCCUGCAUGUAAAGUCUGUGUCUCCGUUCUUCUCCUUCAGGUGCCCGUCUGUAAGGAAUUCCUUGGUGUCUGAGGCGGUCUGUUCCUUUGGGACAGGCGGUGAGGUGUCGAUUCUUCCCUGUGUGUGGGACGAGUGGAUCUUUGUGGGUCCCUGUCAGUGGGCGCUGGUAUUUGGAGGAGUGGGACUCCGAUGUGUUUGGCAAAGUCCAGCAUGUCUGUAGGGUGGUGGAGGGUGUAAGAUUGAUUGUCCUUCCGGACCAUUAGUUUGAACGGGUGGCCCCACAUAUAUUUCCAGCCAUGUUGGACCAGUGAGGUGGUGAGGGGUUUAAGUUCCCUGCGUUUUCUUAGAGUCCUGGGUGCGAGGUCCUGAAAAAAUUGUAGCGGUUGUCCCUGAUGGGUCAGUGACUUUGCGCAGGCUGCAGCCAUCAGUUUUUCUUUGGUGGUGAAGAGUAAUAGUUUGACAAUCACGUCUCGCGGCAUGGCUAGAUUAGGUGUGGGGGGACGUAAUGCCCUAUGUGCUCUCUCGAUCGUGAGGUCGUGGUCGGAGGCCCCCAGCAGGAGGUUGAGGAAGAUUUCUUUGGUGGUAGUGAGUAUGGCCUCCACUGGGACCGUUUCGGGUAGGCCUCGGAUCCUUAUAUUAUGCCUGUGGGAUCGAUUAUUGAGAUCCUCCAAGCCGUCUUCCAAUUACACUAUCCUGUCUUGCAUAGUAAGGAUUUUUUUGGUCAGGCCUAUGAUGUCUUUUUCGGCCUGCGUUGUGCGCGAUGUAAGCACGUCGAUGUUGCUUUUGAGGCCCGAGAUUUGUUUUUCCAGUUCCGCCGCCGUGUAGGCCUUGAUGUCUGCGGAAGUUUCUCUGAGUAAUUUUCUCAGGUUGCACAUGUUUAGGGGAGCGGUGAUGUCCUCUGGCAUCUCGCUGUCUUCAGAGUUUGAGCCAGAGUUCUGUGUGUUUUGGGCCAAAGAUGGCCGCCCUUGCUCUUAGGCGCGGAACAGCGUGGCCACUAACGGAGUUUGUUCUCUCCGUUUUUUGUUGCCUCCCAUGGUGGAUUUAUGGUGAGGACUGUGGGAUUAAUGCGUGGUGCUCGUUUUCUUGUGUGGAUGGCUUCUUUUAAUUGCUGAUGUACGCUGAUUUUGUGCUCGGGGGUGAGGGAGCUCAGGGAUCACACUUCCAUCUACAUCGGUGGUCAGGCUCUGGCCCAUAACAUCAUUUUUAAAAUGAAAUUUAUUUAAGUUUUGCCUUACUUUUAUCCUUCUCAAUGGAUUUUAUUUAUUAUUAGUUUUUUUUAUUUUUUAUAAAUUCUUUAUUUUUGGAGGCUUCUUUUUUGUUAAGGGUGGGUGUACAGAAAGGAAAAGUUGGGAGUACAGUUGUAAUACACAAUUUACAGAGUUAACAUGUUCUAUCGUAGCAUAUGACCAAACUUUUUUUUUUAAAUUCUUUAUUUUUGCAUUGUGCUUGCGUUUACAUACAUGCGUAUUCUGCCACAACAGCAGGAGUCAUAAUUUUAAGCGGUUCAGUUGGUGUAACAUUAUGGCAUUUGAGGUUUGCGCACAUUUUUAUUUUUAGUAUAAGACAAAAGGUGAAAGGGUGUGUGUCAGCAGGAGUGGUGUGUGUGGGUAACAGUUGUAGUUUUCAAGGUUACAGGAUGCUGUAUUACAGGUGUUCGUGUGGUGUUGUGCCAGGAUGUCACCUACUAUGGGUGGUCGAGAGAGCUGUGUCAAUGUUGUGUUCAGGUGCAUUACGUCCCCAGGCUCGUGGCGGUUCGUGGUGCCGGUUGGCCCAGCUCACUGAGGUUGAGUAUGAUAAAGUUGCUCAGCAUAUCUGAUGUGAGCUGGUCUUGUGUCAAGAUAUCUUGGUCAAGCUGUGGGUAAAUGUGCGUUCAAUGUUGGUGGACUGGGCACCCGUGUAUCUAGGGUUUCCCGGAGGAUGGUGUACCCCUGACCUAAGGGGCUGGCGGGGGGGGGGAGGGAGCUUGUGGAGUUUCUGCGUCCCCGAUCGUUGUGUGAAGCUGUUCGUGUGUAUCGGUCAUCUAUGGGUUAACGUUUACCUGCGUGCUGUCAAGGGUGUGAAGCGCAGUGACAUAUGUCGCACAAGGCACAUAUGACCAAACUUUAUCCGUUUUGCAUGUCUGUCGGCAUUUCCAUGGGGUUUGGGUGGGGUACAGAAAAAAGAGGGGUGGGGUACAGAAAAAAGAGGGAUGGGGGGUGGGGUACGAUCACAUACAUUUUCUUUUGUAUCAACUUUUUAGUUCAGGUUCUCUUUAUGUUGGUGCAUCUGGGUGGGUUCGGGAGUGAGUUGUUCUGUGUGAUCCUUUUGCGUGGUGGUGUGUCCGUGUUAAUUUGUGUUAUGCGAUGAUUGUGGGUAUUGUUGUUUGGGGUGGGAGUGUGGGAACGAAAACUUGGGGGUUCAUUUUUAUUACAUGUUUUGCAUUACUGACUUGUUUAAACAUUACGUAUGUUCGAGCUUAGCCGUUUUGCACGGCUCUCUAUCUUGUCUGCGGGGUCGGGAGGGGUACAGAAAAAAGAGAGGGUGGGGGGUAGAUUACAUUCACAUACGUUUUCCUAUGUACUUUUCAUUUUAGUUCUGGUUCAUUUUAUAUGGAAUGGCCGGUUGAGUUCGUGAGUGUGUCGACCUGUGUGGGCCUUUUGCUUGUUGGUGAAUACAUGUUAGUUUGUGUUAUGCGGCCUUUGUCGUGCAGUGCUUUGUGACCCGUGUUGAUGUCUUCCUGACUGUUUUUGUUCUUAUGUGUGUGUGUGUACUGGUUACCCCUUGUUUGUGUUGGGUUGUGGUUUUGCUUACUUUUGGGGGUGUUGUGGUGGUUUUGUUGAAUGUUCGUGGGAUUCUAGCCGCUUCGGCUGCUUUCUGGUUUUACGGUUGUGUUGGGUUUCCCUAUUCUUGUUUUGGGGUGUCCUAUAUUGGGGGUUCUGAUCGGUCUUUUGGGGAUUUUGUCUGGUGGUUCUCUCUGGUGUGGUCGCGGAUUGUGGUUGGUGGUCGUGGCACUUUGUCUCCCUAUGUGUGUAGGGAGGGGGAUUGUGGAAGGGGUGGGGUGCCUGAUGGUUCAGUGUGGUGCUUGUGAUUGGUGUGUCUGCGGGGUGUUUUUGGUGUGGGGUGGGUGUGUGUGUGUUUCAGGUGGGAAGAGGGUUUUCGUAGAACCAUGGGUCCCAGAUUUUAUGAAAGUGCUUAGUCGUGUUGUGUACCAGUGCGGACAUUUCGUCCAUUUUGAUUGCAUCUUUUAUUUUGUGCAUUACUGUGUCCAUGAACGGGGUUUCUGGGCUACUCCAUUUUUCUUCUAUGGCUCUCCUGGUGGCUAGCGCUAUUUUGGCGAUUAGUUUGUUUUGGGUGUGUUGGUUAGUGGUUUGGAUAGGAGCCACGUCCAGGGGUCUAGUGGUAUAUCUCUGUGGAGGAUUCUCGAUACCAUGGAGGUUACUUGUUGCCAGAGUUGUGCGGUGGGUGUGCAAUCCCACCACAUGUGGAGGUAUGUGCCCUUUUGUCCGCAACCCUUCCAGCAGGAAUCUGUGUCUGACCUGCCCAUCUGUUUGAGUUUGAGGGGGUGAGAUACCAUCUCAUUAGCGUCUUGUAUGCCUGUUCCUUGUUGUUGACGCAAAUUGAUAUAGAGGCUGUGGCCUCCCAGAUCUCGGCCCAAUCGGACGGGUCUUCCGCCAGGCCUAGAUCCCUCUCCCAAGCCGACACAUAUGUAAGGGCCCCGUCUUUGACGUUUUGUAUUAGGUGUGUGUAGAGUGCGGAUAUUUGGCCUUUUUGUGUCGGGAAUUGUAUGCAUUGUUUUUCGAAGGGUGUGAGUGCUUUAGUACCUGCUUGUUUGGUUGCUGGCGUUUCCAGGAAGCUUUGGAUUUGGAUAUGGCGGAACAUGUCAAAGGUACGGUAUGGCGUGGCCUGUGGGAGGUCUGGGAAUGGUAUUGGUUGUUGGUUUCUGUAGAAGUGGAAAAGUCGAGUGAGGUUGUUUGCUUCGAAGCGGGCAAAGUCUUUGGGUGUCAUGCCCAGUGGGAAUUGGGUGUUGCGAAGCAGUGGGGUUAGUGGUGAGUGUUGGGUUGUAAGGCCGCUCUUUUGAGUUGUUUUGUCAUAGAUCUUUAUGGUGUUGACUAUUGCUGGUGAUGUGCGGGGUAAGGGGGGCCUCGCUGAUUUCUGUAGCCAGAUGUAUAGUGACGGGAAGUCUCUGCCAAAUAUGUCGUGUUCGAGGUCUACCCAACGUUUGACCCCGUAUGGGGCGUGCCAGUUUUGAGCCUGCGUUAGAUGGGCCGCCUGGUAGUAUUGGGUAAGGUGUGGUAAGCCUAGGCCCCCGGCUCUGUUGGGUACAUAUAGGGUUUGGCAUUUUAUCCUGGCACGUCUGUUGGCCCAUAUGAAUUUGUCGAUAGCUGUUUGUAGCAUUUUGGAGUCGGCGCUCCGAAUUGGGAUUGGCAGGGCUUGGAACAAGUAUAUGAGCCUAGGGAGCACGUUCAUCUUAACUGAUGCCAAUCUGCCCAGCCAUGAUAUCGGCAUGUUUUGCCAGGUGGAGAUGUCAUGGGUUAUUUUUUGUAUCGUGGGUGUAUAGUUCAAUGCAUAGCUUUGAGGUAAGUCUGCCGGGAUGGAGAUCCCCAGGUAUUGUAUGUGGGUGGAAUUUAGCCUAAAGGGGUACUUUUCUUGGAUGGCUGCUGUUGUGGGGGGGUCAAUGUGUAUGGGUAAGGCUUCUGUCUUAUCUAUGUUUAGUUUAUAUCCUGAUACUGCCGCGUAUGUCUCCAGGGCGUGUCGAAGUGGCGGUAGGGAGGUCGCUGGUUCCGUGAUUGUGAUGAGUAGGUCAUCUGCGUAUGCUGCUGUUUUAUAUUCUUCCUCGCGUAUUUUGAGGCCUGUUAUGUCAGUGUUGAGCCUGAGGCUUUGUAGGAGCGGUUCAAGGGAGAGUGCAAAUAGAACUGGGGAUAGUGGGCAUCCCUGGCAUGUGCCAUUGUGAAUCGUGAAGGUGGGGAGUUGAGUAUGCGGGAGUAGGAGGUGGGCUUGCGGUGUGGUGUAUAGUACUUUUAGGGCAUUCCUAAAUUCUUGUGGGAAUCUGAAUUUCUCGAGGGUCGCGAAUAGGAAGGGCCAGAGCAGUCUGUCAAAGGCUUUCUCUGCGUCAAGCGAGAGAAUUAGAGUCGGGAUCUGUCUUGUGUGGGCUGUCCAGAUAAGAUCCACAUAACCUCCACUACGGCCCCUGUCCCCCCACUACAGCCCCUAGCCCCCUACUACAUGUCUUUUCUUUUCAAUUACAGCCACUACAACCCACUACCAGUGCUAUUCCUGAGAUUAGGCUCUGGAUCCACCCCUGCUCUGUAUGCCUGUAUCUGUAUGUCUAUAAGCCUGUGUAUGUAUGUCUUUGUGUGCCUGUGUCUAUAUGACAGUGUCUGAAUGUCUCUGUGUGUUUGUAUGACAUUGUACCUGUAUGUGUAGAUUGUAUUGCUGUGUGUCUGUAUUUGUUUGAUUGUGUGCCUGCAUAUCUCUGUGCCUGUAUGGUUGUGUGUUGCUAUAUAUCUAUGUCUAUAUCGCAUGGAAAAAGACACAAAAUGCGCUGAGGGGAGAGAGCCACAGAAAGGGGAUGGGGGGCGGGGAGGUGGAAGAGAUACGCAAAAAGAAACGGGGGAGACACAUAAAGGGACUGGGAAAAGAAAGAGAUACACAAGGGGGGUUAUAAGAGACACAAUAUGGUGUAGGACAUACUAAAGGGGAGUCAAAAUGCAUCUUUGCCUGUGUAGCCAUAAAUCCUUGCACUGGCCUUUAUGCCUGUGUGUGUGUGUGUGCCAGUAUGUCUGCCGUGUGUGUGUCAGUAUAUCUGUGUGUUUGUCAGGCAGUAUGCCUGUGUGUAUGUAUCAGUAUGUCUGUCUGUGUGAGUCAGUAUGCCUGUAACAGUGUACAGUGUAUCUGUCUGUGUGUGUGUGUCGGUCUGUCAGUGAGUGUGUGCGUGUGCCUGUCAGUGAGUGUGUGUUUUUUAGUGUGUGUCAAAUCAGCAAGUGUGUGUGUGCCCGUCAGUGAGUCUGUUUAGGUGACUGCAACCUCUUUCAAUCACAUGGGAAAGGUUUUUAUACUCUCCUCAUGGUGCAAUGGGCUACUUGACUGGCUUUGCUCCCCAGGCCUAAGGCUGUCAGCCCUUCCCUAUGUGUAAUUGAGGAAUAGGAAGUUGAGGCAAUAUAUUAAGUAAACAGCACAGGUAGUGUGGGAGGUGUCUGUUACUUGCUUCACUUAUGUUUGAAUUUUGUGCUUAAUUAUUCUUCAUGUAACAAAAUGUUGUAAAACAUAACAAGUCUUCUGGUUAUAUAUCCAUUCUUCUUUCCUGAAGCAUGUAUACACUAUAUGGUAACUGUCUUUUAAUUUCAGAACACCCUCACCUUGAAAGUUAUAUGCACUUGGAAGGAGAAAACAGGCAAAGUGAAUAUACAUGAAGGUGAGAAAGCUAACUGAUUGUUAAAGAUACAUUUAGCAGUAAGCUUGGGAGCUUGUGACAUCACAGCAACCUACCUGUUCAUGCAUAAACUCCCACAGAGGUAGAUUGGUAAUAAAAAGUAGAUACCUUACUCCUUACAAAAUAUAAACAGAAGAAAAGCUGGUUGUUUUAAAUCGAACACUGUAGGCACUAUAACCAUUUCAUGUAAUUGAACUGGUUAGAGUCCUCUGGUGCUGCCCCUCUAUUCAGUGUUAAACCAUUUUUGAGCAUUUUAAAGUGACACUAUAGUCACCAGAACCACUAUAGCUUAACGGUUCGCCAUCACUAUUAAUGUCAUGGAUUUCACUGAACAGAGUUUGUGUAAUAUUUGUAUUCUAGGGGACAUAACGGUGUCUGUGUUUUUUUAAAUGUAUUCAUGUCUCAAUUGUAGGUUUAAGAAUAGAACAAGAUCAGUGGAAAAAGGAUUUCAGUGACAAUGUGCAAGACUUUCAGGUGAGGUGGAACUCUAUCAUCCAUUUUACCAGCUAUGGUCUUCAUGAACAAUGAAUGGACACUAUGUUAAAGUAAUAAUUUUGUCUGAUACUUGCUGUCCCUUUUUACUGACAAAAGAAAAUAUAAAAUAUAAAAAUAUUGUUACUGAGAACCAACAAUUUUGUUGGUUCUCAGUAACAAUAUUUUUAUAUUUUAUAUUUGUGCAGGUAUGACGGUGCUGGCUCCGAUCCGCCUCUGUGGCUGUCAUCAUCAAACUUGAUGAUCUCAGCCAAUCCAAUGGUUUCCCAUAGGAAAGCAUUGGGACGCUAUCGUGCAUGUGCGGUAAAUCGCUGCACUGUGCCAAAUAGCAUCUCCUCAUGGAGAUACACAUUGAUUCACUGCAUCUAUAUGAGUAGAUUUUAGCCAGAAAGCACCUCUAGUCUGAGUGACGGCCACCAGAGGUGGCCAUAUGUAGUAAUGUAAGCACUGCCUUUUUUCUGAAAAGGCAGUGUUUACAGCAAAAAUCUUGCAGGGACAGGCUAUAGACCCAAGAACAACUACUUUAAUCUGUAGUUGUUCUGGUGAGUAUAGAGUCCCUUUAAAUGCUUAAUUUUAGAUUAAAGGGUUACUCCAAACACCAUGACCACUUCAGUGAUUUGAAGUGGUCUUCAUACUUGGAGUCUGUAUGUGCAGACUUUAACAUACAGAUUUUAACCCUAUUCUGUGAGAGGUGCUACUCCACCCGGUGAAGUGUCAUUAGGGCUUCUUUAGCCAGCCCUGAACAAUAAUUUCAUGCUGGCUUAUGGUAAUUCUGUUCAUAUUCGACAUCUGUAAUCAUCAUGCACAGCAUGCUGGCAACAAGCGUCCAGUGGUGACAUUGCCCCCUUCCACAGUCUUCUUGACAUCUCGUUCCCUGCAGCAAGAGUGAGUGACAUCCAGGGCCAGACUGGGGAUUCCAAAGCAGCCUUGGAAAAAAAAAUCUUUGCCAGCCCCAUAAGUCAUUGCGACAUAUAUUGUUGCAUGUAAUAUGUAAGGCUAUGUAUAUAGCUUUUUCCAAUAUAAAAUAUUGGUCCUUUCAGAGUAAAAUGUUUAAUUAUACAGUAAGCAUACUCACAUGCAGACACAGACAAUCUCACUGACACAAGCUGAUCGAUACACAGCCUCAUAGACAAACAAUCUCACUGAUAUACAUAAGGUCAUUGACAUAAAAACACAAGCCCACUCACUAGCAGGCGUGCACACACACACACACACACACACACAGGUUAAUGUAGUGGCUCUAGUGUCUAUAGCCUGUCCCUGCAGGCUUUUCAAUGUAAACACUGACUUUUUAGAGAAAAGGCAGUGUUUACAUUGCUUCCUAGUGACAGACACUCAGACGGUCACUAGAGGUGCUUCCUGUGUCAGUGCAGAUUGGCUGAGAUCAUCAAGCUUGAUGAUCUCAGCCGUAGAGGCAGGGCCAGUCGAGGGGAGACCAGCACGACGUGGGGUGGGGGGGAAAGGUGAGUAAAAACAUACAUACACACACACAUACCAUGACACAGACAGACUGUGACACAGACACACACAGUGACACAGACAGAAACACACACACACACACACCGUGACACAGACAGAACCACACACACACCGUGACACAGACAGAAACAGACACACCAUGACAGAGACACACACAUACCAUGACAGACACACACCUUAAAAAAGACAAACACACAUUGACACACACACACCAUAACACAGACAGACCGUGACACAGACACACACACACACGACACAGACAGACACACACACACCACGACACAUAGAGACUGUGACACAGACACACAUUACAUGACACAGACAGACCGUGACACAGACAGACACACAUUACAUAACACACACACACACCAUGACACAGACACACAUUGCAUGACACAGACACACACACACACCAUGACAGACAGACACACACACACUGUGACACAGACAGAGACACACACACACAUCAUGACACAGACAGAGACACACACACACCAUGACACAGACAGAGACACACACACACAUACACUCACACUGACACAAUGUCUACCUGUGGGGAACUCUGAUGGCGGCCGCAGGGGAAGCUGGCUCUUCUGGCGGCCGCAGAGGGAGCUGGCUGUUCUGUCUCUGCUCCCCCUCCCCAGCGCGCUGCUUAAUGAGACCGGGGCCGGAGUAUGACGUCAUAUUCCGGCCCCGGUCUUUAAGCAAUGCGCUGGGGAGGGGGAGCAGAGACAGAACAGCCAGCUCUUCCUGCGGCCGCCAGAAGAGCCAGCUGCCUGCCCGUCCCCAGGUGCCGACGGCCCACCGGGAAUUUUCCCGGUAUCCCGGUGGGUCAGUCCGGCCCUGGUGACAUCAGUUGAAGAGGAUCAGGCUGCAAAGAGUGAUUGGCUUCCGUGCUGAAAUGGUUGUUAACCUUACUCCCCACUUAUUAAAGAAAAAUGUUACUACCUUUUUUAGGAGACUCUUUUGCCAGUAAAGAUAUUAGAUAUAUGGUGGAAAAAAGCAGCCUUAAACGAACACUGUAGGCACUGUAACUUCUUUGAUUAAUUGCAAUGGGUAUAGUGUCUGGUGUCCCCUGCUAAUGUCUUUUACUCACUGUUUUAAUUCUAAAUAAGAAUCCCCACCAAUCCAUCCCCUCUGUGGUGCUUGGGCUAAUGAGAAAGCAUUAGACUUCAGCAGUGAGUGGUGGUGAUAGGAUAAACACAGUCAGCUGACACUCUCAGCCUAUCAUAAUGCCCAUUGUUGGUAUGAACUGGUAUAGUUAGAAGGAAGUAUGUAAUCUGUGGGUGGACUUGGACACUCAUUUAUAGUUAAACUGCACAAAAAUGGUUUAACACUAAAUGCAGGGAUACCACCAGGUGACUCCAGGAAAUAUAACCAAUUCAGUGAGACGAAAUGGUUGUACUAUCUAUUGUGUCCCUUUUACUUGUUUCAUAUGAUACCUUAGUGCAGAGAUAGGCAACCUUCGUCAAUCUAGAUGUUGUGGACCACAUCUCCCAUAACGCUUUUACAGCCAUAAUGCGGGCAAACCAUCAGUUGAGAUGUAGUCCACAACAUCUGGAGUGCCGAAGGUUGCCUAACCCUGCUUCAGUGCAUGGUGCCCACACUUUGGGAUUACAUAUAGCUAAGUCAUUUGGAUUUAGCAAACUUAGUAACACAUGAUGGAGCUCCCAUACUCCGACUGAGUACAUCUAGCAGGUCAGCUUCCUUGCUGCUAUCACUGCAUGAGAGCUUCCAUUACAGUCACCAUUACUGCCAUUUGUCUAUUGAUACAUUUAACCACUAUUAGGUUUAACUAACCAUUGCUUCUUACCUUCCCCUAAAUGUUAGUUUACUUAUUAUGUUUUGAUUUUUUAUUGUAUGACUCAUUUACUUUAUUGGUUGACUCCAUAUAAUAUUGUCAUGUAGCGCUCCUCUACAACAUUGACUCUUACAUGCUGUAAUUUUGACAUAGUAUGUUUCUUUGUUCUAUAAACCACCAAUGUAAUUAAUAUUAGCAUUUAUAUAGCACUUCACAAUAUUAAAGAGGGGGAAAUUUAACACUGAAUGAGACAAUUACAAAAUAUUACAGGGACAAUAGGUUGAUGAGGACCCUACUCACAAUCUAGAGGAUAUGUGCGCAUUCCAGAAGUACUGUGUUGUUACUCUUUAGAAAUCAAUAAAACUGAAAGAAAUACAUAGAGAACAUUGGAGAUAUAAAAUUCCAUGGUUAGAUAUCUCAUCUCCAUCUUAUCUUAUUUAUGUAGAUCCUAUUGUGCAGUGGGACACCCUUUCCAGUUAUUUAGCUCUUGACACAAACACAAGAAUGUAUAUGUGUGUUGUAUGUAUAAUGGUAUUCAACCAGCAGUAAUAGAGAAUAUUUUCUAAUUGGUAAAAUAAUAAAUGAAAACUGGAAAGUAGAACAUAUGUACAGGGCUAGCACUCAUGGAAUGAAUGCAGAAUAUUUUGCUAAUCCUGAUCAUAAUGUCUUCUCCCAAAGGUCCGAGUCCGAAUCAUUGCAGGUCGGCAACUAUAUGGAAAUAACAUCAAGCCUGUGGUAAAGGUGCUGGUGGGGAAGAAAUCUCAUCAUACAAGUGUACGGAGAGGAAACAAUCCGUACUUUAAUGAGGCCAGUACUGAGUAACAAAUUAUGUGUUCUCAACAAUUUUCCUCAACAUAAAUCUCUGCAUAUCAUAACUAAAAUCAUCUUGCAUAUUAAUGGUCCCCACUAUAACAACUUAGUAUAAAAACUAAAUGAAGUUAUGGCGGCUCUUUUACUGUAUUGUAUUAGACUAUUUUCAAAUGGUUAAACCUAAAUUUUAGAGAAAGGACAUAUAACAUUCAGUAGCAUACACUUAAAAAAGUGUUGACGUGUCCACAUACAUCCUGUCCAAUUUUAACACAACAAUGGAAGGUCAAAGAAACUUAAAAAUGGAAACUGGAAAAAGCAAUUCUUAAUCUACAGAAAAGGAUUGUCCCGGUGGUGCAUUCAAAGCUACUAUACCCGUUGGAAUUCCCCAGUAUUAUUUAGUGAACAACCUUGUCUGUUCACUAACAAAGCUAACAAACAGACAAACCUUGUACAAAAAGAUACAAACGUGUGUUCACUAAAGUGAGAAUUCGAAGUGAAUUUCAAAUUGGUUACAAUAGCUGAACUGGAAAGAUUCUCAGUCAGCAAUCAUUUUUGUUUGGCUAGUAUGCUUUAGUUUGGAAUUUAACUUUCAACUAAAAUUGAAUUCUCACUUUAGUAAAAGUAACUCUAUCUCUGCACAUGUAUACACACACCUUGGCAUAUACUUCCACUAGUAAAUCUCAUCAUGUAGAAAUUUUGCUCCACAGUUGACAUACUGCAACGCAUAGACAGGGCAUUUGAGAGAUUUUGGCAGCAACUUGAAGUUAAAACGCUGCCCUCACAGCCCACGCUGCAUCGGAGACAAUGCAUCGACGGGGACCUUGGAAACCCUGACCUCCUAGUGGGGAAAUCAACCCAGAACAAACCUGAAAAUAACCCACAAGAGAGAAGGGCCACAACCGCUGCUGCUGCGAUGCCCAGGCUACAGCAAAGGAAACUAGGUACCCGCAUCAAGCGCAAGGCAACCCGAGCUCCUCGCGGCACUUGGACGAAGAUGACGCCAACCUCAUAUUUGGCUCUGACCCACAGAACCCAGCGACAGAUCCCCAAACAGGCCGAAAAGAGAAUAGAUGGCGCUCUGAGACACAUACCACAUGCCACAAGAUGCAGAGACUCUCCCGCGAUCCCGAACAGGGGCAGGGACUGUAGAUGCUACACCCCACUGCAGCCCAGUGGACAUGUUACAGAUCCAGAAUAUGUACAGCCACAGAUGGGCAUUGGUUAG
Pelobates cultripes (western spadefoot toad) is the source of this 49157-nucleotide messenger RNA. The record is from the annotation of a GenBank genome assembly. NCBI's taxonomy places the organism in Eukaryota, Metazoa, Chordata, Amphibia, Anura, Pelobatidae.